GGGAGAAGCUGCUCAGUGCAUACAGAGACUGAUUCAUGCUGAGCCACACACAGCGGAUACCCAGGAUUCUGACAGCCAGCUCCUUGCCAGGAGUCCUCCAUACAUAGGAUUCCAUUUGGAACUACCCCAACACAGCAAGCUUCCACACGUGACCGUGCCUUCUCCUUGAAUGCGAUGGUGAGGAGGAAGCCUGAAGGGGCUUAUCGUCACAUGUAUUGACCGCUUGGGGCCAUUAUCUGGGAAGAAGUUAUCCAGAGCCCGCCUUCCCCUACCCUUCAGCUCUGGGAUGGGAGCGGUGACAGGUUGGUUCCUCCCAUUCAUCUCCAGCGAUCACAUGAGCCAAGAUAAAGCGUCUCAUUAGACUACCAGCAUGGCGGCCAGGAAUACAGCUGUGAGAGGGCUACCCCCAGCCCCUGUAAUCACGCUACAUGCACACCCAAGGCCGUGUUAGAAGAGGGCAUGGCGCCAGGCAUGUCUCACCAACCAUCAUGGCACAAACCCUGUUGCAGAAGCUUUUCAGUAAAAGAUGUGGCUCAGCCUCUUCUGUCAGGGUUGCCGAGGAAGAGCCUGCUUUCAGGUGAGCGCAUGGGGGCCACUAUUCAUGUCAUCACAUGCUCAAAAUGCUUUAAUGGCAAAUUAAUGCUGGUAGCCUGACAGGGAUGUAUUAGCAAUCGGUAGUCUCCAGUCCAAGUUCAUAUAAAUGAUCAGGGUUGACCCCUCUGUUGUAAGGCACGGUGGGGGUAGUUCACAGUAAUGAAGAUGGCUUGGGAGAUAAAUUACUGCCUUGUGUUAUCACCUGCACUUGUAAGCAGGAUGGUAAAAUCUUGCAGUCUUAUGGGUUGCAUAAUUUUGCACACUAAAUAUUUUUCAUUAUUUGGUAUAAAAAUGUGUUUUUGUUUUCUAAUUUUACAUGGCAUCCUCUAGCUUUCCUCCAACUAAAGCUGCCUAGAUCAAAGUUGUAAUGAUGUAAAAUCGCAUACUUGAAGAAUAAGUAAAAUGGUUACACCAUGGAAACUUCACUACUUUAAAGUGGCUAUGGUGCGUGGAGUCUGUAUGUGCAUUCUUUUGCUAUGAAUAGCGAAACCCCUUUGCUGCCAGAGGUGUAACCACCUCCAGCCGUGUCAUUUGGCCAUGAUUAUUAAACCUGGAACAAGAAUUCCAUGUGGCCAAUAUGCAUCCUGUGAAAUUGUGGUUUCAGAUGCCACCCCAUCACCACCACAGUGAACAUGUGCUUUGCUCAGUGAGGGCAGGAGUAAAGGAGUAAGCCUUUAAAGGGACACUCCAAGCACCAAAACAACUUUAUCUUAAUUAAGUUGUUAUGGUGCCAGGAGGACACUGGAGGCACUUUUACAUCAAGAGGUUAAACCGUUGUUGAAUGGUUUAAACCCUAAAUUGUCUCCAGAGCAGGUCUCAGCUUCCCAGGCAGGGGCACCGCUGCUUGGCUAAGAGCGUUUAGCUGAUGCUCUCAGCCAAUCACUGAUUUCCCAUUCACUAAAUUGGCUGGAAAAGGUACUUUUCUUUCCAAGCCAGUUUUUAGCAGCAGCAACUGUUUUGCUGCAGGUAAUAGGGGAACCUCUUGUUCAUUAGGGAGUCAUUAGAUAAAUGGGGCUUCCCUCUGUCAGCUGGAUCCUAAUAUAUUGUCCCUACGUUGACCGAUCUGCGUGCAUCUGUUAUAUCCCUGCUCACACCAUGUAGCCCCAAAUAGCAAUUGAUUCUUUGGGAAUUCUUCUGUCAGCUGGAGCCACAUCAGCAGAGGGAAUCUGUUUAACGCUAUUGCAUGGCUAGGGUUUGGUAUAGGAUUAGGGUAAAAGGGCCAGACAGAGCGUAAACUCUGUAACAGCGACAGGUUUCCUUUAAAACUGGAAUAGUCAGGUUUCUUAUAUGGCACUGUAACUUUGCAAGAUAGUGGCAAAGGCAUAUAUUGGGGGCAUUGUAGUACUCAGAAAAUGUAGCUGAACACAAUGUGAUGUUUUGUACAAGAGUAGUACACAUCAGGUUUACGAAAUACACAUAAAAAAACUUGUAUGGUAACACAUAUAAAAAAAACCCCCACAAUUUUACUAGAAUAUUAAGCAGAGAUUGUCAGUUAAAUUGCUAUGUAAAAAAAGUGUCAAAAUCCCCUUCAGUAAGUUUCUUGUGAUGUUUACUUUAUGUAAACAAAUACUUUUGUGUGGCAAUUUUGCUUUCAGUGAUGGCUAUUAAGCGUACAAAACAAACAUGGCAAGUUCUAAAAUUGCUGAACAUUGAAAUUUUAUUGUACUCCUUGUAUUUUGUGACCUGUGACUGCCAAAAAUAUUUAUAUAGUCUGUAAAUCAGGACAAAUAAAUUAAAGGAACACUAUAGGAAAUAUUUAUUCCUGACCCUUUAAUGUUAAAAAAAAAACCCACACAUCUUACUUUUAUUUCAGUCUGCUGCUGCUGGCUCUGCCCCUGAUCUACCUGCUUGGCUGACAUCAGAAGUGGUGAUUUUGGCUGAGCUUGUCAAGGAGGCAGGUUAGGGGCAGGGCCAGCACAAGCCAAACACAGUCCUGGCCAAUCAGCAUCUCCUCAUAGAGAUGCAUUGAAUCAAUGCAUCUCUAUGAGGAAAGCUCAGCGUCUCCAUGCAGCGUUUCAAGCCAGUUUUAUGAAUGGGGAGUCUCUGACCCCUCUCUGCCAAUCAUGCCACAUGCCGCCUGGGUGGAAGUGAGAUUGGCACUGGAUGCUCACUUUGAACAGUUUAAUCUCUUGAGGUAAGAGUGCGUCCAGGGUCCUCCUGGCAUCAUAACCAUUUAUAUGAAGUUUUUAUGGUGCCAAGAGUGCCCCUUUAAAUAAAACCAAUUAUAACACAGCAACUAAACCACUACUGUCACGAACGCACCCUAUUUCAAGAGUGUGCAGGACGUAGUUGUGGUGGUGAAAGGGUUAAAGUUCACUAUUUGUCUGCACUAGACCGGAAAUAAUGUUAAAAUCCCACUUAACGCCACCCACACUUAAGCAUAAUAAUAUAAAUAUUACGGGGGCUUGGCUGACUGCCGAGCAAGUAGGCCGCUUAGGAAUUUGCUCCAGCACAUGGGCUCCAUUAACAACAAUAUUUAAGCCAGCAGAAACACUCAUCACCCCAACUAACUAUGUCUCAACCCAAAACAAAGAAGUCUACCUCAAGAGCUGAAAAGCUCAGCUUUUUCGGCCAAAAGUAAUUCUCCGCGUCGGAGGCCACGCGGGCCGCCCUUCAAGAUGGCGCUGAGGACCACGAUUCCAGCUCUCACAACGCACUACUGGACGAGUCCCAACCCUCAGAAGGCCUCACAAGGGGCUUAUACAUACCUGGCAAUUGAUGGCAGACCAAAUUAAGAAGGAGGUCCUGGACCUCUCCACCAGAACGUCCUCCGUGGAACUGCAAUGCAAGGACUUAACCUCAACACAAAAUGAACAUGAACAACUUGCGUUUGCGAGGAAUCCCAGAAUCAGUCCUCCCCGACAACCUGCAAAUAUAUAUGCGAGGUCUAAUGCAUGCCUAUGCCCCAGAAAUACUCUCAGACAUGCUGCUAGUCGACAGAGUCCACAGGGUCGCAAAGCCGAAGUACCUGCCAGACUCCACACCCCGCAAUGUCCUACUCCGGGCACAUUACCACAUAAAGGAACUCAUCCUCCGAGCCUACUGCAACAAACCCGACCCACACGAUGACUACCCCUCCGUGCACAUCAUGGCAGAUGUGUCCGCGGCAACACUUAGGCGCAGAAGAGACUUCCAACAAGGCACUUUGGAGCUGAGGAACCAGGGGAUUUGUAACAGGUGGGGCUUCCCCUUGAAGCUAAUCCUUGCAGAAAUGGGGAAGCAAAAUUCUUCUUAACCCCGGAGGAAGGCAUGAAGGCACUCGAGGAGCGGGGCCCAUGCACCAAGAGGCCUGCAGACGUCUUACCCACAUCUCCCCACUAAGGCCGCAAGACCACUGUGGACUAAACUAAUGAACUGGCCAUUCAGGAAAAAAAAACCCUGUCGCAAGUAUCUUAUUAGCUCAAGUUCUUUCCAUGAUGUCAAAUUUAUGUUUUUCUUUUUUAUUUCUCUCACAAAUAUGAUGUAGUACUUAAGCGCAAACGCACGUGUUCAGGUACCAACCCUCCCAAUGAUCGCAGUUACGGUCUUCGUGCCAACGGAAUAAGAAGGUAGCACACUUCGAUAGCCAAAUAGGGCCAACCCUAUGGGACUGGAAUCCCCUCCCCAAGAUGCUAUGCCCAUACCAUGCCACCCAGCUGCAAAUCCUCCCUACUGGGAACUCAAUGCGUGCACCCAACCGGGAGUGCCCCUCCCCCCGGGCGUACUUCACCUACACGACGCCCUAGACAGCCAUACACCUUCUCCUACUGCAUACGACCCUGGUGGCGGGUGGAGGUGUAGAGAGGGGAAACUUGGCGAAGCCUGCACAGGGCGACCUGUGCAGCACGACUUGGAAACAAUCCGGCGGCCUAGAGUCGCACCACCUGCCGGCUCACACAGGACACCUAAUUGCUCCAUGCUUGCACCGCAAAACGAUAAGUUACCUCGCAACCCACCUGACAUAGCACACCUAGGGAUGAGCCAGGCAACACGGACCACUUGGUGCCCCAUUAGCUUACCCCGCAGCCAGUCUUAAGAGUGCAACCUAGGGGGUCCCCCCAUUACAAACGCCCAACCAAAAGUGGAAAUGCCUGCAUGUUGCUACACAAAUGGUGCCUAUAGUAUAGCACUGGACGGAACCAUCCUAAAUUGUCAACAUAAGUGCUUCUGUUAAAAAUGUUACUUGUGUAUUUUUUUUUUUUUUUUAAUGAAAAUAUUUUUAUUCAGUAUUAGUAUAUCAUACAGGUACAUACACAUACAUUAAAUACAGCUCACGUUGUAACAAAUAUUCCUUUUCAAAUAUUUUCUAAGUCAUACAAUUCAUUGAUUGCAUUGAAACAAGAUGUAAGAAGAGCAAGUUAGUCCACAUUGUCCUACACGUAAUAAUCAUAUACAUAUUGAUCAUACAGUUAUAAUGAAUAGUAGAAGUACAGUAUUUCACAAAUGAGUGUAGACAGCGGGUAAAUAUGUGGAACUGCACAUAUGACAUGGAUCUGUACAAUAAAAGUGAUGUAGGUAACCUGUGCAAACUCGGGUGACGUCAGGAAGAAAAGAGGAAGGGAAAGGGGAGGGGUAACGAGCCACGUUAGAACUAAGACCCUUAGGUUUAGCACCUAUAUGACAACUCAUUAGUUGUAUCUUUAUCCCAGUAUGUAGUAUAAACUUUCGCGGGGGGGGGCUGACCUCAGCACCACCAGUCCUGUGAUUUAAGUACCAGAAAGUUGGGCUUAAUUCUUAGAAUUUUGGAACAAAUCCCAUUGAUUCCACGCAUCUUUCCAAAAGUGUUGUGGAGGCAUAGAAACAUAGAAUGUGACGGCAGAUAAGAACCAUUCGGCCCAUCUAGUCUGCCCAAUUUUCUAAAUACUUUCAUUAGUCCCUAGCCUUAUCUUAUAGUUAGGAUAGCCUUAUGCCUAUCCCACGCAUGCUUAAACUCAUUUACUGUGUUAACCUCUACCACUUCAGCUGGAAGGCUAUUCCAUGCAUCCACUACCCUCUCAGUAAAGUAAUACUUCCUGAUGUUAUUUUUAAACCUUUGUCCAUCUAAUUUAAGACUGUGUCCUCUUGUUGUGGUUUUUCUUCUUUUAAAUAUAGUCUCCUCCUUUACUGUGUUGAUUCCCUUUAUAUAUUUAAAUGUUUCUAUCAUAUCCCCCCCUGUCUCGUCUUUCCUCCAAGCUAUACAUGUUAAGAUCCUUUAACCUUUCCUGGUAAGUUUUAUCCCACAAUCCAUGAACCAGUUUAGUAGCCCUUCUCUGAACCCUCUCUAAGGUAUCAAUAUCCUUCUGAAGAUACGGUCUCCAGUACUGUGUACAAUACUCCAAGUGAGGUCUCACCAGUGUUCUGUACAAUGGCAUGAGCACUUCCCUCUUUCUACUGCUAAUACCUCUCCCUAUACAACCAAGCAUUCUGCUAGCAUUUCCUGCUGCUCUAUUACAUUGUCUGCCUACCUUUAAGUCAUCAGAAAUAAUCACCCCUAAAUCCCUUUCCUCAUAUGUUGAGGUUAGGACUCUAUCAAAUAUUCUGUACUCUGCCCUUGGGUUUUUACGUCCAAGAUGCAUUAUCUUGCACUUAUCCACAUUAAAUGUCAGUUGCCACAAUUCUGACCAUUUUUCUAGUUUACCUAAAUCAUUUGCCAUUUGGCUUAUCCCUCCUGGAACAUCAACCCUGUUACAUAUCUUAGUAUCAUCAGCAAAAAGACAUACCUUACCAUCAAGACCUUCUGCAAUAUCACUAAUAAAAAUAUUAAAGAGAAUGGGUCCAAGUACAGAUCCCUGAGGUACCCCACUGGUGACAAGUCCAAGCUUCGAAUAUAUUCCAUUAACUACAACCCUCUGUUGCCUAUCACUCAGCCACUGCCUUACCCAUUCAACAAUAUUUGAAUCCAAACUUAAAGGACCACUCUAGGCACCCAGACCACUUCAGCAAUGAAGUGGUCUGGGUCUCUCUAGGGUUAACCCAUUUUUUCAUAAUUAUAGCAGUUUCAGAGAAACUGCUUUAAUUAUGAAUGGGUUAAGCCUUCCCCCUAAUCCUCUAGUGGCUGUCUCAUUGACAGCCACUAGAGGCGCUUGCGUGCUUCUCACUGUGAUUUCCACAGUGAGAGCACGCAAGCGUCCAUAGGAAAGCAUUGUAAAUGCUUUCCUAUGCGACGGGCUGAAUGCGCGCGCAGCUCUUGCCGCGCGUGCGCAUUCAGCCCAGGAGGAGGAACGGAGGAGGAUCGGAGGAGGAGAGCUCCCCGCCCAGCGCUGGAAAAAGGUAAGUUUUUACCCCUUUCCACCUUCCAGAGCCGGGCGGGAGGGGGACCCUGAGGGUGGGGGCACCCUCAGGGUACUAUAGUGCCAGGAAAACGAGUGUUUUCCUGGCACUAUAGUGGUCCUUUAAAGAUUGCAGUUUAUUGAUAAGCCUUCUAUGUGCAACAGUGUCAAAAGCCUUACUGAAAUCUAGGUAAGCAAUGUCUACUGCACCACCCUGAUCUAUAAUUUUUGUUACCCGAUCAAAAAAAUCAAUAAGAUUGUGUGGGAGCUCCCUCCCACACUAACUAGAGAGCUGGCAAAUCCCAGACGCCAGGGCGAAAUUUCUUGUUGCCGUGGCGAUCUGACGCCUGAGAUUUGUUGAGCCCUGCUUUAAGCUUAAUGACUCCUCGGAGGUAUCAGCCCUGUCUGUCUGGCAAGCCCACAAACCGGUCAUGAGAGGACUAUUGAUACAUUGCGAAAACAAUAACGAGAACACAUUGACCUCCUGAGAAAGUUCCGAGACACGACAAACGCCCACCUCCUGCAACCGUCAGACACAUACGCCAAAACUGUAAUAGACAUCACCAACCAAAUCAAUACCCUGACCCUCAAUAAGACCGCACACAUCUAAACAAAUUGAAACUGAAAGCAUACACUCAGGGGAACCUAUAGCAACAUUUCUCUGACAGAAACAAGCGAACUCCAAAAUUCCAUACCUAAUUGCAGGAGCAAAGAUCCACAACCCUCAAGAUAUAAAUUACGAAAUGGCAGAUACAACCAUACACUCUACAAGUUAAACGAUAACUCCUUGCACCUACCUACCGAUCAGGAAAUAGACGACUUCCUACAACAGAUGAUGUUGCCCACACUAUUGACAGCACAUAAACACACCAUGCAAAGGGGGGAGGGAGGAUGGUCCCAAGUGUACUAUCCCUAGACGCUGAAAAAGCCUUUGACAGUUUCACUGGCCCUUCCUGCUCACAGUUCUCUGGAAGUUUGAAUUUCCGUCCCAAUUCCUGUCACUCAUCACUGCACUCUACUCCUCCCCAACAGCCCGAGUAGUAAAUGGGGGAUUCAUGUAAAAAAAAAUGUUCACCAUCUCAAAUAGCUCAAGGCAAGGCUGCCGCUCUCCCUAAUACUAGCACUAGAGCCCUUAACAAAACUGAUACAAGACGACCCAAACAUACACUGGGUCCGAGUCAAGGGACAAGAAUGCAAGCUGUCCUUAUUCGCAGACGACAUCCUUCUAUCCUGGAACGCCCACACAUAUCCCUAUCUAACUUCCACAAGGCCCUAUCCCAAUAUAGCAAAUGCUCCUACUACAAACUUAACAUUGCAAAGACCCUAGCACUAGGUGUGAACAUCCCCGCCCAAGACAUGACGACCCUGAAAACAAUCUUUAACUACGAUUCGAGGCAAGACUAUAUAAAAUUCCUAGGGUUUAACGUCACACCCACACCAAAUACACUGUUCAAGGCAAAUUACAUAAAACUACUCAGUGAAAUUAAAACCAUUUCGCAGGGGUGGAAAGGGAAAUACAUCUCCUGGGCUGGACGAAUCUCCUCGGUGAAGAUGAUGAUUCUGCCAAAAAUCCAAUACUUAUUUUUGAACACUCCCAUUUAAGCUCCCUUUUAAAUACCUAUUGGAAUUACGACACAGAUUUCCCCAGCCCUCCCACUGGAAGCACCUUCGGCUACUUAUCCCCGACUUCAACUACAAAAUCUGGAACAGACAUGGCGUAGUCACCAUGUCACAACUACUGCAAGGCACCCACCUCAAAAAGCUCUCAGAUCUCCAAACUGAAUUUAAACUACCCACCAUAGCCUCCUUCUCUUACAUGCAAUUGCACUUCUGGUUCACCUUACAACCAAGACAACCCACAGUAAACCCACCAGAACCACAAUUGGUAGAAGUGGAGAAGAUCUGCAUGAAACUCAAGCCAGCCAAAACUAAUCUCUACGAUCUACACCUCUGAACACACCCAAUCUCAAAAACACCCCCUCACCUUCAAGUCGGCAUGGGAAAAUGACAUAAAAUACCAACUCACGGAUGACCAAUGGCAGGACAUUUUUAAAGCCCACAAACAACUGACCCUCUGCACAACUCAUGUGGAACUAUCCCGCAAGCUGCUCUACAAAUGGUACCUGGUCUCCACACGCCUCAAACACAGCUUCCCCAACACAUUCGACGUCUGCUGGAGAUGCCAGGCGGAAUGGGAAAAUAUGAUACACACACCUGGUGGCAUUGGUGCUGUGUGGGGGGUGGGGUCUGAGUGGUUUUCGGUGAGAGAUCUAUCGUCAUCGGAUUUCCCUUCAGGUGUGGGUUAGGUGGUUCAUGAGCCAUGGGUCCAAGAUUUUGUGAAAGUUAUGUGUUGUGUCAUGUAGUAGGGCCAAUAGUUUGUCCAUUUCCAUAGUUUCUGCAGUUUUGGUCUCUAGUAUAGGUGUACUUUGGUUGCCCCAUUGUUCACUGAUUGUUCGUCUGGUGUCCACUGAAAUUUUUGCGACCAGUUUGUAUUGUGCUCUAAUUAGGGGGGUGUAUGGUCUGGAGAACAGCCAGAUCCACAGGUCUAUAUCCCCCCAGCAUAUUCUCAUCAGUAUUCUAUCAGUGUGCAGGAGUCCGGAAAUUAAGUCGGACACAGCGGUCCACAGUAGGGAGAUGCUGUGGACGUAUGUGCCCUGGGCUCCGCAUCCUUUCCAGCACGCGUCUGAGUCUGAGCGGCCCAUCUGUUUCAAUUAAGGGUGUCAGGUACCACCGGAGAAGCGUUUUGCACGCUUGCUCCUUGUGGUUUACGCAAAUUGUGAGUGAGACCGUGGCUUUCCAGGUGUCAGCCCAGUCCGAGGGAUCGCUCGGUGGGCCUAUGUGUCUUUCCCAUGCUUUGGUGUAUGAGAGUGCAUAUGCUGGGGAGGCAGAGUUCAUUUGGAGGUAGAUAAAGGAGAUUUGUCCUUUGUGGAUUGGGGUGUGUAUGCACGUGUGUACAAAAUGUGUUAGUUUGGUGGUAGCUGUAGUGGUGUGUUGGGGUUCAUUGAGGAAGCUGCGGAUUUGUAAGUAUUGGAAAUGGUUGAAGGUAUUCAGUGGUGUGUUCCUGGGUAAGUCUGGGAAUUGUAUCAGUUGGUGGGAUCUGAAGAAGUGGAAGAAUCUUAAGAGCCCGUUGUCUUCGUAGUGUGUAAAGUUUUGGGGUGUCAUGCCUGGGGGAAACUGUUUGUUCCUCAGGAUUGUAGUGAGUGGUGAUGGCGUGUUUAUAAUGGGAUAUUUAGGGAUGGUCUUGUCCCAUGUGAGAAAGGAUGUGUUAAAGAGAAACCUGUGCUAGAGCGUCACUGGACGUCCUCACACUGUGUGAGGAACUCCAGCGUUGCUCACUUCCUCAUAGGAAAGCAUUUUCAAUGCUUUCCUAUGGAGAGCUCUAAUGUGCAUGUGAGAAGGCGGCGGCAAGACAUCGGCGGGGUCUCAGGUAAGUGACCUGAAGGGGUUUUCACCCCAAUGUGAGGGAUAUGUCCGCGUGGUCAGACCAUGCGAUUAUUCCAAUCGGAGUUUUAUUACUAUUUUAACACUGCCACAACCAAGAAAAUUUAUAAAUGGGGUGACUUAAUAAGAAAAAUCCACCAAAUAUAACUUAGCACAAUAUUUAAGCAAUUGCAAAAUACUAAUUAGUCUCUUCACGUAACGUGGUUCUUUACCAGACAAAGGCAGAACUUAAAGGACCACUCUAGGCACCCAGACCACUUCAGCUUAAUGAAGUGGUCUGGGUGCCAGGUCCUUCUAGGCUUAACCCAUUUUUUCAUAAUUAUAGCAGUUUCAGAGAAACUGCUAUAAUUAUGAAUGGGUUAAGCCUUCUCCCUAAUCCUCUAGUGGCUGUCUCAUUGACAGCCACUAGAGGCGCUUGCGUGCUUCUCACUGUGAUUUUCACAGUGAGAGCACGCAAGCGUCCAUAGGAAAGCAUUGUAAAUGCUUUCCUAUGCGACGGGCUGAAUGCGCGCGCAGCUCUUGCCGCGCGUGCGCAUUCAGCCCGGAGGAGGAUCGGAGGAGGAGAGGAGGAGGAGAGCUCUCCGCCCAGCGCUGGAAAAAGGUAAGUUUUUAACCCCUUUCCCCUUCCAGAGCCGGGCGGGAGGGGGUCCCUGAGGGUGGGGGCACCCUCAGGGCACUAUAGUGCCAGGAAAACGAGUAUGUUUUCCUGGCACUAUAGUGGUCCUUUAAUAAAGGAAUAUGAGCAAGAAAUAGUCACAUUGCAUACAAAAAAUAUCGAUGACAAUCAAAUUAGUUACACCAACAACAGAUAAAAACAAAAGGGAUAAAAUAACAGAAGUCCUAAUCACUUACUCAGGUUUUCAAAGUAAAACUUAUGCCCAUGGGGUCUCUGGUAAGAAAGGUGGUGACUCACUUAGAAUUAGAUUCUGCCCCCCAAGCAAGUACAAAUACACACCUCAGUUUCAUUGGAUAUAUACCCUGUGGAUUACCAAGCCUCGCCCAGAGGUAGAGAUAAGGCGUACCUAUAGUAACUAUAAGUGACCACCUUGUGUUCCAGACCAACAUCAAUCAAAAUGGAAACAUUUGGUUCUAUCUCUUCUUAUGUACUCUCCACAUAAAUAAUUGCAUCUAUGAAUUUGUUACCAUUUUUCCAAUCCAUAGAUAUGUCACACUCCUUACUUGUGACCCUAUGUAGCGUACAUCACAAUCCCUGCCCCUGUGGUUAAGUUAAGCAAAUCAUAUUUGGGCUUGGUUAGAAGCUUGUGCUGGUCACAUUCCAAAUAUAACAAAAAUGAGGCUUAAUUAUUAUUCUGUGGGUAAAUAUUAAUGUUUCUUUCUUUUGGAUACGAUACUGAAAUACAAGGCUUGUUUAUUCAUUUUUUUUUUAUUUUUUUUUCUUGAAAGCUAAUGAUCAUUAAUAUAUCAAAGAAAUUGACUCAUCAAUUAAAAGGUACAGGCAAUAUGGCUGAAGUCAGCUAGUUUAUAUUUCAACCAGACUUCUGGGCCACUUAUGUGUGACUUCUCACUCUUUGCAGAGACUUUUAAUUAAUCAAGGGAUCGAGCCAUAUGAUAAACCAUCUGACCAUUCUCACAUUCCUGUGCAAUUUACAUUUUCCCUUCUGUCAUCUGACCUUGCAACUAAGUGGUUAAUUCAUAUAUGCACUACAUAAAUUACAUUAAAUUAAAUGGCAAUAUUUUAUAGUGCUACAAUGAAUUAUGCACCCUUGGCGAGACCGUUGAGUCACUGAUCAUAUAGUGAGUGUUCCUUUAACACUUUAAAAUCUAUUUCAAGUGAAAACACUCAAAAAAUAAUAGUAGAUAGCUAAAAAUGUGCUUACCCAUAACAAAUUGUUAAGGUUGCUACGUCAUAAAGUGCACAUGGAAAAUAAAAUAAUGCGAUUUAGGAAUAGUGCAAAUUGCAAAAUAGAUUUUUGGUAUUGGAUUGUUGGGACCAUUUUUAAAUGUUAAACAUCUUUAGAAAAUCUUCCUCUACUUUUUGUUGUGGGUUUUUAUUUUCUUAAUUUGUAUACAUUUUUUGGUAGUCAGGGUGAUUUCCUCAAUUUAUACAUUGUCGUUUGUGGUUGUUGACCUGUGAAUAUCACAUGUUCCAUAACAAAGUUACUGUACUCUUUUAGUUUCAUUUUCUGCACGUCACAAAUGCUAUUUUAUUUAGAUGACUAGGAAAAUAUUUAACUUGGUAUGUAUAGAAUAAUUCUACCACUCCUAAAGCUUCCAACAACUAAUGUGAUUUUCAUGAACUUGUAAAAUCACCAGUACUACCCAGUAGCAACCAGUGCACCUUCUGAUUUAUCAGAGAGCGAGAAACUCAUCCCUACAUUUCCUUCAGCCAUAUAUGUACAUCUUGGGUCAGACACGUACAUUAUUUAACCCCUUAAGGACACAGCUUCAGAAGCUUGACUUACGCUUAAAGGACCACUAUAGUGCCAGGAAAACAUACCCGUUUUCCUGGCACUAUAGUGCCCUGAGGGUGCCCCCACCCUCAGGGUCCCCCUCCCGUCGGGCUCUGGGAGAGGAAGGGUGUUAAAACUUACCUUUCUCCAGCGCCGGGCGGGGAGCUCUCCGCCUCCGUUCCUCCUCCGAUCCUCCCUUUCGGCUGAAUGCGCACGCGCGGCAAGAGCUGCGCACGCAUUCAGCCAGUCUCAUAGGAAAGCAUUUACAAUGCUUUCCUAUGGACGCUUGCGUGUUCUAACUGGGAUUUUCACAGUGAGAAUCACACAAGCGCCUCUAGCGGCUGUCAAUGAGACAGCCACUAGAGGAUUUAAGGGCUGGAUUAACCCAUUUAUAAACAUAGCAGUUUCUCUGAAACUGCUAUGUUUUAUAAAAAAAUAAAUGGGUUAACCUUAGCUGGACCUGGCACCCAGACCACUUCAUUAAGCUGAAGUGGUCUGGGUGCCUAGAGUGGUCCUUUAAUGACACAAGCAAUUUUUGCAUUUUCUUGUUGUAUGCGUUCAACUGCAAUUUGCAUCUCUCUCGUUGAUUGCACCGACAUAUAUAUUAUUAUAUACUGGUUUUUUUAAAGGACAGAAAGGGCUUUAAUUUGAUGUGUUAUAUAUAUAUAUAUAUAAAUUUUUUUUUUUUUUUAAUUUAUUAUUUAAAAUACACAAAAAUGUUAAAAAAAAAAAAAGAAGAAAUUUUGUGUUUUUGAACAGUUUUUGCAAUAAUAUGUGCCUAAUUAGUGCAGGUAAAAGAAAGUAAUUAAAAAUAAAUUCAUUUAGUUGUUCUGAUUUACAGUAUAUAUAAUGGGAUUUUAAGUUUACGUUUUUUUUUUGUUUGUUUUUUUGUAGUUACAGGUCACAAAGCACAAGGAGUAAAAAAAACUUUUAAUGUGGAGCGAUUUUAGAAUUUGGUAUGUUUGUCUUGUAAGCUUAAUAGCCAUAAUAGAAAACAAAAUCGCCACACAAAAGUAUAUAUUUUUAUAUAAAGUAGACAUCACAGGCCAUUGUCCCAAGGUUGUUUUGACACUUUCUAUGGAGCCAUUUCACCGCCAAUCUCUGCUAAAUAUUGGAGUAAAAUUUUUGUUUUUUGGCACACAAACUUAUAACAAAGAACUUCUCAUGUGUAUUUUGUAAAGUUGGUGUGUGCUAUUCCUGUACAACGUUUUAUUUUGUGUUCAGUUACUUCUGCUGAGUACAACGAUACCCCCAUUGUAUGUCUUUGGCACUAUUUCGUGAAGCUACAGUGCCAUUUAGGAGACCUGUCCGUUUCAACAUUUACAGUAGAAUUUUGAGAGGCAGAUUUAAUGGGCAUAUGCUUCAAUUUGGGGUAUUAUAGCAGUUUGACUGUUCAAAAAAACCCUACAAAGGCCUACCAUUUGUAAAAGUAGACACUCCAGGGUAUCUCAUAAGGUGCAUAUUGUGCCUUAACAUGCCCCCAUUUUUUCACCAAUAUAUGCCAAUGUAUGUGGUAAAAAAUAUUUUUGGGCAUUUUUUACAUACGGAUUACAUUUUUGCUGGGCAUUUUGUACAUUUCAUAUGUGCCACUAAAUUCAAACCCCCCAAAUUAUGCUCCGCUAAGUCUUCUGAGUAAAACAAUAUGCCCAAUCUAUGACCUAGACACUAUUUUGUGAAGUUACAGUGCUGUAAAAGAGAUGUGACAAGUUAAGGUUUUUAAGUGUGAAUUUUUAUGGAGGGUUUUGAUGCGUCCGUGUCCCACUUUGGAGCACUUGAGCAGGCUACAUAUUACAACUACACCAUAAAGGCAUACCAUUUCUUAAAGAACACAUCCCAGGGUAUUUCAAAAGGCAUAUUUUGAACGUUAGCGUGGGAUCAUUUUUCCGCUUGCUUGUACCAAGUGUAGUGGUAAUAUGCAUUUUUUUCUGCCUUUUUGACACACAAAGUGAGUUUGCGCUACUUCAUAUGUUGCUCAGAUAUGUCGGCUGAGUACAGCAAUACCCCCGUAUGUACCUUUGCCAGGUAUAUGUGGACAUUGAAGGGGCACAUUUGAGACACAGCCAUUCCAGUUUUUCUCAAACUUUGAAUUUUUACACUGUGUCCAUGUCCCAUUUUAGAGUAUUUUACAAGGCUAUAUAAUCCAAUUACACCAUAAAGGCAUACCAUUUCUUAAAGAAGACAUCCCAGGGUAAUUCAAAAGGCAUAUUUUGAACCUUAGCGUUGGAUCAUUUUUCCGCUAGCUUGUACCAAGUGUAGUGGUAAUGAGCAUUUUUUAAUGUAUUUUUUUACUUUGUAAAACCCGCUUUUAAACUUUUUUUUUUUCUUAUUAAAUGUUUUACACUUUCUUAACCUUUUUGACACUUUAAAAAUUUUUUCUAAACUUUUCUUUUACCGUUAACCCCUAACUAGCAGUAAGCAGCACUAACAGUAAAUUCCCCUCUUUCCCAUAACUCCCACCCACUCCAGCUAGCAAAAUAUAUAUAAUUAUAAAAUAUUUAAAUUAAUUAAAUAAAUUGAACCCCUGAGGGUUAAAAAACAAAUAAAAGUUAAUCCUCAAGGGUUAAAACAAAUUAGAUUACAGUAUAAUACUAUGAUCUGAAUUUUGAUCAUUGUAGGCAGUGAUCAACUGUCAGGGAAGGGGUUAAUUUUUAUUUAGACUGGGUAAAGGGUGGUGGUGUGUGUGUUUUUUUUUUCUUUUUACUAAACGUUACUAAAAGAUUUUUUUUAAAAACUUUUUUUAACCUAUUUUAAAACUUUUUUUAACAUUAACCCCUAGUUAGCCUAACACCAAAUUCCCCAAUUCCCCACUAACUUCCACCCAUGCCAGCUAGCUAAAUAUAUAAUUUUUUAAUAUUUAAUACAAUAAAUGUAACCCCUGAGGGUUAAAAAAAAAAAAAAAAAAUCAGAUGACAUUAAAAUGUAUACCCUGCCAAUUGAUCACUGUAGUCAGUAAAUUGGGGCUGACUAAAUUGGGGCUGUAGUCAGUGAUCAAUUGGCAGGGAAGGGGUUAAUUUUAUUAAAGCAAUGGAAAGGGGGGGUGGGAUUUAACUUUAUAUUUUUUUUUUGUAUUUAUUUUUUUUACACAAGGAGAAGAUCAGCAGCACUAAUCCGUCUCCCUGCACUUGAACCCGGAAGUGCAGGGAGGCGGAAGGUGAGUAUACUGAGCACAUGUGCUCGCUCUGACAGCCUGUCAGAGCGAGCACCGGUGCUCCUGGUCUGCCUCGAAUACAGGGGCAGACCGGAGCAACUUUAACCCCGCGAUCGCGGUGAUCUUGGGUUAACUUUUUAUUAAAUGACGGAAAUUUUCCGUCAACGGUCCUUAACUGAAGGACAAGGUUGACGGAAAAUUUCCGUCUGCGGUCGGGAAGGGGUUAAUAACAAAAGUUCAGAUUUUUCUUAACUGUCACUUUUAAGUGCCUUUUAAAUCGGAUAUUUGUCACUCUUAAGACAAAAGUGCUUCAUGGAUGUGGGGUGGUCCUUUAAAGAAACACUAUAGUCACCAAAACAUUUUAGCUUAAUGCAGUUGUUUUGGUGUACAGACCAUGCCCCUGUAGUCUCAUUGCUCAAUUCUCUUGCAUUCAUGAGUUAAAUCACUUUGUUUAUGUAGCCUCCUUGCAUGUGACUUACACAGCCAAUGGCCAUGCUUCAAUGAUUCGCUAUAACAGGGAAAGGCAACCUUUGGCACUACAGAUGCUGUGGACUACAUCCCCAUAAUGCUCUUACACCCAUAUUGCUGUCAAGGCAUCAUGGGAGGUGUAGUCGAAAACAUCUGGAGUGCCGAAGGUUGCCUAUGCACCAGUGGCCAUGUUCCAGUGAUUCUCUGUGAGAAUCAGUAAUGACAUGCCUUACUGGGCAUGCCUGAGUUUCACUCCGCUCAACACAUGCCCUCUAUGUCUGCCCAAGCCGCCUCCUCGUCAGCAUUCAGACACUAGAACUUACAAACCACAUCACACACCUAUUCCUCCUCACAUUAGGUAUCAUACAGACAGGCAAACUUCUAAAUACCUAUAGAGCUUUGUGUUAUCUCUUUCUAUCUAUCUAGCGGUUAACAGUGGGUAGUGAGGUUGGCUGACAGGGUAGGGGUUAACAAUAGGUAGACUGAAAUAUAGACACAAAGGGGCAGAAAGGGGUUGGCUGGCAGGGAAGGGGUUAACUGCAUCUGGAGGUUGGCUGACAGAGGAUGGAGGAGAAUUUAUAACUUGUAUUACAGGGAGGGAGAGGAGCACAUAUGGGCUCUAGGUGCAGUCUGUGCUGUGAGCAUUCCUUACACUACAGAAGACAUGCCUCUAUUUUCAUUGGCUGCAAAUUGUAUGUUUCUUUCAGAGCCUGGAAAUCAGGAGAAAGGUAAGUGUUUAACCCCUUCCUCUCUCCAGAGCCCGGCGGGAGGGGGUCCCAGAGGGUGGGGGCACCCUCAGGACACUGUAGUGCCAGGAAAACGAGUAUGUUUUCCUGGCACUAUAGUGGUCCUUUAAGUGUUUAGUAGAUAUAUUUUUUUGCAUUUAAUUAUGCAUUUUUAAUUGGGUUAUAGCUAAAAGCACUUUCUUCCACAGCCCAAACUGUCUGUGGCUGUCCAAUCACAGAUUCCAAAUGCAAUUCCCUGCGUUUUUAUGUUGGCUCCACUGAGUUAAACUACUAGGAAAUAACAGGACUGGCUCUCUGCCAGCCAGGGGGUCUAACAAGAAUCAUUUAUAAAAGUACCUGUUUCUAUUGAAAGCUGCGCUGUUUGUAAAUUGGGGUGAGAGCACCCUUUUUACACAGUAAGAUCUAAUGCUUUAAGGGUCUGGGGUGUGUCUGUAAAGAACAGGAACUCCUCCUUUGUGAAGGACUGGCUGCUAACACAUUGCAAUUGCUAUUUUUAGAAUGAAAGUCACCCAAAUUGCAUGCAGUGUGCAUGGGGUAAUGGCAUGCUUCCAGACUGGCACUAAAGCAGAGUUCAAAUCUUGUUUUUUUUUUUUCUUAUGUAUUUAUCUUGGCCAGAAAAAUAAAACUAAGCUCUUCAUUUACACUAAAAAGCAAACUAGUCAAUGGGAUGCACGUGCCACAUAUGUAAAUAAGACUGAUGAGUUAAACUCUCAAUUGUCAGACCUUUGGACUUAAAUAAAUCAGAAAUACCAUGUGAUGUUUACUUUUUUAGUGCUAGUAUGAAAAUUAGUAUCUUAUUUAUAUGUAAGUAAGAUUAUAAGAUUUGUACGAUGUUUAAAACAAAUGUUUUUUUUUUGUUUUUUUUUGUGGAACCAUAUCAAGAUACAUUUUUUUUUUAAUUUUUUUUUAAUUUUUUUUAUUAUUGCCGUGUCUGCAGUAGUUGGGAUAUUUAAAAUUACACUUUAAAACCAUGAAUUUUGAUGGUAAUUUAGUUGAACCCCAAUGUUUAGAACAGGCACUACAUAUUCAUCAGCUGUUGGGCAACCAUACACCAUGUGUAUUUACAGUAGCAGCACUGAAUUAUCCUUGUGUAGUGGAAAUCCUUUUGCCAGGGCUGAAAAUUUCCACUCUCUGUUAGCAAGUAUAAAUUCACUCUUGUUUAGUGUAGCAUGGACUCUCCAAGCUCGCAGUGCCAAGUAACUUUUAAGGCCUAAAAAAUUUUUUUUCCACGAUCUGACAUAGUAGCAUAACACUUUACUUUUUAAGUCUUGAUUUUUAGCUUUUUACACUGGGUGUAAUGAAGGUGUUUUACAGAUUUAACAUUUUUAUUUAUUUAUUUCUAUUGUACAUUUGCAGUAUGGGUUCCAAACCUAUUGCCAUGUGCAUAUAUUGAAUGUUGAGCGUAAGAUGGUCUGAUAUUUCAAUGGCUUACUAGAAUGAUAACUAUUAAGUUGUAAAUACUUUAAGUGAUUUAAGUACUAUCCAAUAUUUAUAUUGCUUGAGAAUUUAAUUUGCUACAAUGAAGCAGUGCUAGCAAAAUCACUUUAAAGCAGAUCUGUCACUUUUCAGUGUUUCAUAAAGAUUUAAUCUUUAUGAAAUUAUGAUUAAGACUGCGUUGGAGUUUAACUAGAAUUCCAACUUCUUCCAGAGUAGGGACUACUUUUGUCGUAUGGUAGAAACUGAGGUGGACUAAAAGGAGGAGAUUCUGUCAACUUCAUCCUAUCCCAGAAGCCAUCACAAAUGACAGCUGUGGGGUUCAGGCUUUGUCUGUAGAGAAAGCCUUAAUCUUGUUGGCUCCUCCAUACACCUCAGUCUUGUAAGUCAGAGGACCUGGAGCUUGAACACGGUGCCUGCUGCAAGGCAGAGGUAAGUAAAACUCACAUCCUGUGCUCCAAGCGGCCACCAGACCCACACAGGAUCUGUCUGUUUCGGGUGUCUUUGCGAAAUGGUCUGCUUACAGAUGUCAACAUUGAAAAGCAAAGUAUGAUUAUUGCAUGUCUAAAAUGAUACUACAUUAAGAAGACUGUGUAGCCUAGAACAAUGGGAAUUACAGUCCAAACCAGCUUGAAGGCCCUAGCCUCACGUACCACUAAAGAUCUCUUAACUCUAAUCUUAAUGUAUGCUAAUUCUUAUAGUUGAGCCUUUAAUGUUACUUAUUUCUUAUGAAUUUUAAUUACACUGGUCUAAAUGCAUAUGUUGUAGUUUAAAGGGACACUAGUUAAUGAAGCCGUUUGGGUGUAUAGAUGACCCCGCAGUCUCACUGCUCAAUUCUCUGCCAUUUAGAAGUUAAAUCACUUUUAUUUCUCUUUAUGCAACCCUAGCCACACCUCCCCUUGCUGUGACUGACACUGUGUGCAUGGAAGAAAAAGAUUUAAUUUUCACUCAGAUGUUAACUUAAUUUAGAAGUUUGCAUAUAUUGCUCUGUAAAGUGAAACGUAAUCACGCACAAGAAUUGAAAGCUUUGGUGAUUUUUUUUUUUUUUGGUUAAUGCAGAGCAGUAGGCCGUCGAACAUCCGUCCUGCAAAGAUUGCAGUUUCGUAACAGAAAGCACCUCUAGAGGCUGCCUGUAUGGCAGCCACAAGGGGCAAAUGUAGACACAGUGCCCCCACACACAAAUGUAGUGUUUAGCUGAGAGGCACCAACCCCUCCACGUUACUCUGUAUUGGUUAUGGUGCUUAGUGUUCCUUUUAAAUCUGUAAACCCUAAAGGUGAAACCACAGAGUAUCUAUCAGGACUGUAAAAGCAAGCUUUACAACAAGCAUGUAUUUAAUUUGCGACCUAUAAUGAAAUGACUUCCUGGAAAGACUUCUGCCUGUUGGCAAAUGCGUUUAACAGUGUAAAAGUACAUUGACCAGCUAGAAACUGACUUUGAAACUGCAGACAAUACAAAGAGGAGGUUUGCUUUUGAUUGUCACAUGAGCCUUUCUCAUGUGACAGCCAUUAAUUAGCAUGGCCAAUGUUUAAACAACCUUGUAUCAGAGGGUGGCUGCUGCACUGAACCCUGCCUUUUUUUCCAACAGGAACAUAUGUUUGAUCUUGUGACUAGUUAACAGCUUAAGGUAUAGUCUGUUUCUGGAUACCAGAUAUGCAAUGCAAACUCUCCGUACUCUACCUGUCAGAAUGAGGUCUUCCUUUUUGCAAGAGGUUAAAACAGAUAGACUAUUGGCAAAGACUAGGGACUUUAACUUGAUUUUCCUUAUUCAUACAUUUUCUAAAGAAAUAAGUAAGGAUUAAGUGGGUUUUUUUUUUUUGUGUGUGUUUUUUUUUUAAAUUUUUUAUUUGUUUAUUUUAUUUUAUUUUUGUCCCCCCACUUUCAAUGGGAUGAAUACAAACACAUUUGUAUUUCCCUCACUGGCUUGAAAAAAUGUGCGGGGGCACACAGAGGACUGGCGCUUAUGUUGGAGGCCCAUCAAAAAAAAGUGACGCUGCAUGCCAUGCACAUGUUAAACGAACAAGUGAGAGCAAAGGCUGGGACACCAGGAUUGUGAGAGAUCCCCUCACACAAUCGCCGACUAACUGUAACACCAAUAUUGAGCCUUCACGGGGGCUUCCCAGGUAGGAGACUGAUUCAAAUAACUAGUUUUACUGAGUUCUGGGUUUUGUGGUUAUUUUACAUUUGGCUUAUUUGUAAUAUGCUGGUUUGCUCAUUCUUGAAAUUCAGACAGGCUUGGGGAACUGCAAUCGAUGGUUAGACUUUUAGAAUAAUUGCGGUUUUAAUUCAAAAUACCAAACAAUUCCAAAAAUGCAAUGUGUUGGAGUGUAGCAAAUACCUACAUUGUUGUUGGUUUUUCUUUUUCUUUUUUUGUUUGUUUUUUGUGCCUGUGUCCCAUACCUUCUACAUAUGAUUUUUUUUAUUUAGGUUAUAAUGAUUUUGUCUAAAUAAAUGAACCCUUAAAGGGCCUCUAUAGGCUGAAAUUGACACUGUGUGUGUGUGUGUGUGUGUGUGUGUGUGUGUAUACACAAUGUGUGUAUGUACAUACAUACAAACAAGUGGUGUUUUUUUGUUUUUAUUGAAUUCAUUAAUUCAAAGAGGUUAAUGUGAAUUAUUUGCACUACAAAGUGAGUGAAAUUUCUCAGUUUGUAUAUAUAUAUAUAUAUAUUCCAGUACAACUUGUUUCUGUUCCAAAGAUUUCCAUUGUAGCUUCACUCACGUUUAAUUUGUAUGUGAUUGAAUAAAUGUAUUGCUUUCAAAUGGAAAGCUGUUAGAGAGUCUUAAAAUUCAAAUUUAAAGCAACACUAUAGUCACCAGAACCACUACAGCUUAAUGCCUGUCCCUGCAUGCUGAGCACUGUAACCACUGCCUUUUUAGAGAAAAGGCAGUGUUUACAUUGCUGCCUCGGGACACCACUAGUGGCAGUCAGUCGGACAGCCACUAGAGGUGCUUUCUCGUCCAGUGCUUCAUGGAGACGCUGAACGUUUCCUAUAGCGAUGCUAAUUGUUGCAGUGCUGCCUUUUGCUGUGCAUGCUCAAUACCCUUUCAAUGCUUUCAUAUAGGAAAGCAUUUGAUUGGCUAUGAUCAUCAAGAUUGAUUAUCUCAGCUAUGGAAACGGGGGCAAGCUGCGGUAAGACCUGUGCGGCAAGGGGAAAAAAUAUCAGUUAAAAAUGCCUUUCCGUGCAAUCGGAGGGGGGCCGGUCACCCGUGUUUGUAUUCAUGACGCUAGGGUCAGGUUAGUCAGUUAGUAGCUACAGCGUAUUUUUUUUUUUUUUUGGUUUUUCCUGCUUCCUUCUAGCGAGUUCUAUGCAAUAUAACCCACUGUAUACAAAGAGCAUUAGUGUUAAUGGUGCUUGAAGUGUUCCUUUAAAUUUAUGGUAAAAUAUGCUUGUAAAAUAUUUCAUAUAGAUGGAUACAGGUCAAUCAUCUCACAAUUUUUUCUUUAAAGGGACAGGACACUGCAAGCACCACAGCUAAUACACAUUAUUUUCCUUCUAUAUUUUUAUCAACCUAUAUAUAAAAAGCCCAGCCCAACAGUCAUAUGACAGAAUUUUCCUUUUGUUGAAGUUGAUUCCACUGCUGAAAACAAAGGAAGACUGUGUCAUUGUGGAUGUAACAAAACGGUCAAUGGUGAUUUGACACUUUCGAUAAGUGUGCAGCAAGCCUAAACACCUAAUUCUCUCCCCCACCCAUAGAAAGUGCAGUGUUAAUGUAAUAAAUAAGCAUGAAUUUCUUGUUUUGACCUCUAGCUGUAUGUUCACCUGUUAUAUUAACAGGAAUGCAGUUGAGUGAGUCCAUGAUUUUUACCCUUUUUGUGCUUUUCUAAAAGAUUCUGGCCUAAAAAUAGCACUUGGAGAUGAAAGCAAAAUAUAGCUUCUGAUCACUGAAUUUGCAAUAUUAUAAUGGUCAUUUUGUGUAGCCUUUAUUUACGCUGCCAUGAUUGCUUCCCAUUAGAAACCCCAAGUGAUUACUCUUUUAUAUAUUGUUUUAGUGCGCUCAUUUAAUGCUUGGACUCUGAUUGCCCUGCUGCUUGCACAAACCUUGUAUGUACGUUCUUUAUGACCAGCAUAAAACCAAGAUAAAUCUAAGCAUGUUCCUGAUAAAACAUUUUAGAAAGAAAAAACACUCUGAAGAAAAGGCGAUGAAUACUAGGGACCAGUUCUUUACAGCCUUACUCUUUAAAACUUAAUUGGAAGUCCGUCUGUUUUGCUGCCUGUGGAUGUUUCGAUAAAAUAUUCCAUAUGGCUUUUAAAGAACAAUUGUCACCUCAAAAAUAUUUAAUAUAAUAAUCCUUUCAUCAAACUUUGAAAGGAUACAGAUUUAAAAAAUGUUUUAAGUAUACGUACAAAGAAAUUUGAAAUGCAUCCCUACCUUUUUAGUAUAUGACCGAAUCUUUUGGCUAUACAUGCGCCCUUGGUUUGACAGUUUCUGAAAACACAGUUGGUAUCUAUGGCCUUCCCUGUUUCUGUGUGUUCAGUACUUUCAAUACUUGAUGAUAUGGUUACUAUAUUAAACUUUUUUUUUUUAGGUGACCAUUGUCCUUUAGACCGUGAUCCCAUGUUGUCUUUCGUGUUCCGAUUGUGGAAUGCCUGUGUAAAGCCAAUACUGGCCAAAGUAAGGUUGUUCUAGAGGAGGUACCCUACAGAUUAGCAGUGGCCGAAAGGUAGAUGAUGCUUUGCUAGCCUGUAAUAACUGGGGUUCUGGCACCCCUGCAUAAAAGGAAUAGUAUACUACCUCACCCAUCCACUGGUGUGCUGACAAGAGGUGAAUGUAGCGUAACCUGAUGUGGUGUAUUGUGAGCAACACCAUAGACAAUGCAGGAUAGAAGUGCAGCCGUCAGUCUGCUCAGCAGCUUUUGUGAUGAGGGAGGGGGGUAGCCCUAGUCAUCUGAUAGUCUUGUGCUUUGGAAUAGGAUCCAAAGUGAGGUACGAAUAGCCUCUGAAACUCCAGUCAGUGUAGCUUGUGUGUGUGAUGAUGUACAGAGGGCAUGGAAGUGAUGCUGCCAAGGGAGAGGUGAGAGGUAUUGCUUUUGAUUUUUUUUUUAUUAGUCCAUCCAAUUCAUGGCCAGCACCUGCACCAUGGCAGCUGUUUACUGCUUCACUCCCUGUCAUGGUUAUUCAGCCUUAAGGUGGAAGUUGUGGUAGCAGGACUACAUUGCUGAUAAUAUAUUCAGGAAAUAAAAAUAAAUAGAUACUCUUGGGGAUGAUUUUGGUAAAAUAAACAUUGUAUACAGCCAGGGAUGGCUUUUUACAAAUAUUUAAAAAGUAAUACAAGUUGACACUCACUAUUCUGUAUAACUGAUAAAAUAAUGUGCGCCUGUCUCUAUGAUGACACUCUCUCUAGGAGUGACCGCAGAUAGAGCGGUGCUAACCUGUGCACUGAUGCUUUAUCUCAGUGGUCGCUGUCUGACUUCAUUAAAAUGUGAAUACUGUAAUUUUAUUAAACUACUUAUGGCUGAAAGUGCAGCGCUCUGUGUCUUUGACUUAUUACAGCCAUUAUCUAUCUCUUUUAAUUUGUAGUUGUGCUAAUUCAAUAAGCUAUACUCUGCAUCUAAAGGCACCUGGUGAUGGUUCUCCACAUUGAUUUAGAUCCUUUUAAAUAAUGCCCACUUGCCUUAUUGCACUAGACCAGGCAUAGGCAACCUUCGUCACUCCAGAUGUUUUCGACUGCACCUCCCAUGAUUCUUUGCCAGCAUUAUGGGGUAUGUAGUCCACAACAUCUGGAGUGACAAAGGUUGCCUACCCCUGCCCUAGACCUUUCCAGUCCCAUAUGUGGGAAUGUCUUAUUGUGGAUGCACUCACUUAGGUUAUUUGAGAUAACCAUAUAGAUGGACGUGUCUUAUGUUACGUGAUGGGCUUCCUUCUCAAAUAUGCAACCAUGUGGUGUAAUUACAUUGUUUUGUGAGAGAUCUGCAGAAUAGGAUUAGGAUUCAUGUAAUCUCAUUAAAGAAAUGUAUUUUUACUGUAUACAGCAGUUUUCACGUAUUCAGCAGGGAUAAAUACAACAUAACCUUAGCCAAAUCUUUCCAACCUUUGUGUUACCUUAGCCGUUAAACCUCACUUCUUUUAUGGAGUAAAGCCUGCGUCUGGGUGUAGUGGCCCUCCCUGUAUGUCGUUUUAGUCCUGCUAUGUAAAACAUUGCCGUUCUUUUGACGAUAUGGCAGGGUUUUCAUUCCAGGACUAACCACUGCUGUAGUGGCGGUCUAUCAAACAGCCACUAGAGGUGCUUCCAUUGCAAUAACAAAGUGCUUCAAUCAGUACUUUUACAGAGAGAAGUUGAGUGUGGGGGUUUUGUCACACAUGCACUUGUUGUCCACAAUGCUUAUCUAUGAGAAGCAUUGGAUUGGACGAGAAUGCAGAUGUCCGCAUGCUUGUUGACGAAGAAGGCACAAAGGGCAGCUGCAAGGGCGAUGUUUUGGCUGUGGAAAUGAGGGGAGUAAAAUGUAUUAAACUUACAUUUUAAACAGAACAUGGGGUGGACAGAGGACACUGUAAUGAAAGUUCAUUUCUUUUUUGUUAAAUAUGGUCUUUAUUGAAUUUUUUUUUGUGUGUGUGUCUCUUUUUUUUUUUUCUUCUUAUUUAUGUAUAUUGUGUUUUGUUGGAAGUUCAUUUCUAGUCCUGGAAAAGAAAAUAAUUUCAAAACAUUGGGUUCCUUAUAAUAAGCGCUAUUUCUCUCUCCAAUAUUUGGCCUAUACAGCGUUUUUAGUUGCCACGUGAGGACUACAUGCAAGUGUGAAAAGCACUGUACAUUCUGAGUCAUUUAAAGAAACAUUACAAGCACUAUAACCUCCUCAGAACAUAGAUUGCCCUGUAGAAUACACUUCUUGGCGUUGCGCGUCCUCUCAGAGCUCUCAUCUUACUUGACAUUACUUUUUUGCAGCAACCUUUAAAUAGAAAACUUCUAAAACUUUAGACAAAUAUUACAUUUUGUUUGUUUUUCUUUAGCAAAAUUUCUAUUGUGUAUAAAAUAUAAAUAAAUUUCCCCCCCUUAUUACCAUGUAAUUCUUUAGGCACAUUCUGAGAUCUGUUUUUUUUUUUGUUUUUUGUUUUUUUAUCCACAGCUGGCCUUCUUCAGAGUUAGAUUUGAAUAGCAUUCGGCUGAUUGUUUACCAGGACUGUGAAAGAAGGGGCAGACAAGUCUUGUUUGAUUCCAAAGCAGUCCGUGAAGUAAAAAAUGAAACUGCACAGGUAAGAAACGUUAUUAUUAAACGUUAUUAUGUCUUAAAAUAGACAGACGAAGUACGGUCUUCUAAUGUGUUUCUUUUUGUUUUGUUUUUUUAUGUCAAUUGCUAAAUCUUUUUGCCCAGCGUUAACUCCCUUGUUGAUGCUAGGCAAUUUCUAGUUCUGAUCGACACACAGAGAGCCCAUUUUGGAAGGGGCGUAAAAGUGUUUUUGGUGCUUUGACUGAUUCUUUAAAGGGACACUGUAGGUGCCCAGACCACUUCAGCUCAUUGAAGUGGUCUGGGUUCACUAUACCUUUUGCACCAAGUGCUGCAAUUUCUAGAUUGAAACAAACCUUUUGGUCCGGUAUCUGAUACUGGAAAUCUUCACGCUCUGCAUGAGAACACACCACGUCAGAUUUUCCCCAUAGGAAAGCAUUGAUUCACUGCUUUCCUAUGGGAAGGUCUAGUGCGCGCGGGGCAUUUGCCAUACAUGGGCAUUAGAGCCAGCUCAUUGCAGAACAUCUGAGGGGGUAAAGUAAAUAAAGGGAGGGGGAAGGCAGAGGGAGCUAUAGUGCCAGGGAUACAGCUUUGUAUUCCUGGCGCUAUAGGAUCCCUUUAAAGCAAAUCUGUUGCUUCUGAGGUCUUCAUAAAAACAAAAUGUAUAUAUUGUAUUGGAAUUACAAUGAAAUUCCAUUGCAAACCUGCUAUAUACAAGACAAAGUGAGGACUACUUUGUUUAAUGUGAUUGUUUGUUUUUAUGCUUUUUAAAAAAAUUUUUUUUAUUAUUUCUAUUUUAUGGUGCAGCCUUAUCCAAGUAUCAUAACCACUGCUGCCCUCUGUAUGACGCCAGGAAUACACUGGCCCUGUUCCCUGGUAAUGGGGCAAACUUUUACAAUAGUUUGCUCUUUUACUGGAGUCCCUGCUGUUUUGUCAAUGUACAUACAGCUCCUUCAGAAGCUGGAUGCUGAUGCUAUUGUCAUUUAUUGAAUGAGUGCAUUAACUGACUGCUUUCAGCUAUUGAAUGAUGUUCUGUGCAUGGAAAUUUGCACAGAAUUGACAUUAACCAGCGUGCAACUCUUUUUCCAGGCAGGAUGAUGACUGACACUGCUGGUGUUACACCUCUAGCAAAAUGCAGCACAUAAGGGCUACAGGAAUCAUGACCAUUUCAAAUUACUGCAGUUUAUUUAAAUUACUGGUGACUAUUCUACCCAUAAUGACAAAACAAAAAACAGAUAUUUGGAGUCUUCCUAGAGCUGACUGCUCAACUAAAUUAAGCAAUUGGGGGACAAGAGCUGUGGUAAGAUCGGUAACGAGGAACCUGAUGGUCACACUAGGAGAGAUCAUGGGUGGAGAUGGGAGAAUCUAGUGGAAGGACUACCAUCACUGCAACACUCCACUGAUCUGACAUUUAUGGCAGAUUGUCCAUACAGAAGCCUCUCCUCACUGUAAGAUAUCUGAAAGUCCACUUUUGGAUUGUGAGAAACGAGAUUCUCUGGUCUGAUCAAAUGGCAAUUUAACUGUUUAGUUUCAAUUCAAAGCUUCAAGUCUGGAGGACACCAGACAGUGCUCAUCACCUGACAUUACCAUCCCAACAGUGAAGCAUUGAAGUAGUAGCAUUAUGCUUUGGAUUGUUUUCAGCAGCAGAGGCUGGGAGACUGGUCAUGGGAAAACUAAAAUACAGAGAUCUCUUUUUAAAGGACAACUGUUCCCUCAACACUAUGUUUUGAUUAAAGAAUACUGUUGUAUACUAAAUAUAGGGGUGCAUUUUUCUCAUUGCUUAACAUAUACUUCAUUAAACACAUAAUCUAUGUCCUUUCAAACUUGAUGAAAGGAUAAUUAUAUAAAAGUUGUCCUUUAAUGAAAAUCUUGUCCAGACCUCUCAUGACCUCGGACUGGGCUGAAGGUCUACCUUCCAACAGGGCAAUGAUCCGAAGUGCACAAGGGUAAUGCAAGCGUGGCUUACGGACAACCCUGUGAAUGUCCUUGAGUGGCCCAGUCAGAUCCCAGACUAGAACCCAAACAUCUCUAGAGAGACCUGAAAUGACUGUCCAGUGACUGUCCCCAUUCAGCCUAUCAAAGCUUGAGAGAAUCUGCAGAGAUGAAUGUCAGAAAUUACCAAAAUCUAGGAGUGCAGGUUUGUUGCAUUAUACCCCAAAAGAUUUGAGGCUCUAAUCACUGCAAAUGGUGCUUUAAGUGAGUUAACGGUAUGAAUACUUUUAUGCCUGAGUAAAAUGUUAUGUUUUGAUAUAUUUUUAGUACUGCCAAAAAUCUGUUUAUGCGUUUGUCCUUAUAGGGUACUGAGUGUAGAUUGAUAUGGGAAAACAACAAUUUAAACAAUUGUUUAAAAAUAUCUUCUUUAAUAUAGCCAUACUAAAUAUAGUAAAUAUAGCGAUAUAGCUAUACUGCACUUUUUGGCUAUAUUAAAGAGACACUCCAGUGCCAGGAAAACAAUCUGUUUUCCUGGCACUGCAGGUCCCCUCUCCCUCCCACCCCCCCAUCCCUGGUUGCUGAAGGGGUGAAAACCCCUUUAGUCACUUACCUGAGACCGGUGGGUGAGACUGAUCCUGCCCGCUGGCUGAGGAGACCUAAUGCACAUGCGCGGCAAUGCCGUGCACGCGCAUUAGAGCUCUCCAUAGUAAAGAAUGCUUUCAAUGCUUUCCUAUGGGGAAUUGAGCAACGCUGGAGGUCCUCACACAGCGUGAGGAUGUCCAGCGACGCUCUAGCACAGAAAACCUGUGCUAUAGACACGGAAGUGCCCUCUAGAAGAUAGCCACUAGACGAGGAGUUAACCCUGCAAGGUAAUUAUUGCAGUUUAUAAAAAAAAAAACUGCAAUAAUUACACUUGCAGGGUUAAGGGUAGUGGGAGUUGGCACCCAGACCACUCCAAUGGGCAGAAGUGCUCUGGGUGCCCGGAGUGUUCCUUUAAAGAAGAUAUUUGUCAUAUUCCCCUGCGGAUCUCUGUCUGGAUAAGGAAUCCUUUAGCCUGCAAUAGGCACAAUUGGAACUGUUUAAGUCCUCCUAACAGAGUUCACGAUUUACUACAUGUCUGUUUUAUAGGUAUCAUCCCAAGGAUCCAUUUUGAAGUAUUCCUUGUGAUUUUUGAUAGAUUUAUAUCACUAUUGCUGUUUUAUUGCACUGUGUGGGUAUAUGUACAUUAAUUGUGUGUGGGUAAACACUACCUCACAGACACACAAUUUUCUUUACUUUUGUUUUAUGUAACUCAUGUGUUUGGGGGGGAACGCCAUCCACAUAUACUUUUUUUUUUUUUUUGUCAAUCAAAUUUUAUUAGGAUUUAUCGAAGUGUUACAAGCAUAGGUAUUGUGCAGCAUUGUGGAAGAAAAUAGUACGUUACAAUUCUGUGUUUGUACAUUAUACCGCAUAACGUGUUAAGGCUUGUUCUCGUGAGUCAUUUCAGUAGCGACCCGCCUCACUCAUGAGGUGGUGUGGUAAGUGAAAUAUGUUGUCGUUAGUUAGCGAGUCUUUGAUAUGAAAUCAUCUAUCUACGGUGUUUUCUCGCUUGGAGUGAGGACCCCUGAAGAGAGUUGUUUCAGGGGUACCGUCUCUGGCUGUGCAGAGCUCCCCUUCCCCUCAUCCUCUCUGUCUACGGUCAUGUUUGUCCGGUCCGUACAGUGGGUAGUGUACUGGUCAGUGGCUGGGCGUGGUAUGCUAUCGGUCUCUAUCUUCUGCUGUCUCUCGGGUUCAACCCACCACAUAUACUUUUAGUGCAUUGCAUCAAUAAUCAAAAACUAGAAAAAGCGCUGAUACACUUGUUGUGUUUUUUUUUUUUUUUUUUUAUUGCACUUGUGUACUCUGUGGACAACUGUAUCACAUGAUUGUAGACGUAGUGAGCAAUCAGCAGUUCAUGCAGUGUCUGACUGAUCAUCUGCCUGGGAGCGUGAACCAGCCAGGCCAUUUUAAUAUUAAUGCAGCUCUGCUAGUGCCUUUCAACCAGGAUGUCAAGGUCAUGUCAGCUUUAUAUCUACUGCUGGAUGUGUGAGACUAAACCUACAAGCCUUUGUCCACUGUGUUAGCUUGUUUAUCGCUUCCUUAUUUAUUUAUUUCCUGGCAUUUUUAUAGCACCAACAUAUUCAGCAGCGCUAGUCAUUAAAGACUGCUGUGUAGUAUUUAAAUGGUGAAAACUCAAAGCUGAUUGUGUAGCUUUGCAUGUAAAACAUAGGAGGAUCAAUUGUCCGUUGUUAAAAUACUGUUAUGGGAUAUGUCAGGCUUUCCAGAUUAGGUCAAGAUUAGACCCUUUUCGAUCUAGGCAGAUAUCAGAGGAGAAGUUUUAAAUACUGGAGAAUUAAAAAUGUGGGAAACUGAAAGGAGAUCCUGAGAAUUGCUUGAAAAUGAAUACUAGUUGGAAUAGUAAAUGGUGGUUUUGGCCCAGCAUACAAACACCCUUGCUUAUUUUACCUUAUGCUCACCCAGGUCUCUAUGGCUCCUGUUGCUCUAGGUUGCCACCUAGAUUGUCUCUAUGGUCAUAUAGACUCUGAUUCUCCCCAGUUAUUGAAAAGGAAAGGUUGGGCUGUUCACAUAGGCCGCUCAUUUUCUCAUUUUAUGGUUUGAUAAUAGUCAGAGAGGGUAUCUGGGUAUUCAAACUGUGUGCUAGAAGUUCCUGCGGUAUUUUUCCUUUAGUACUCAGUAGGUUAAAAGCUAGAAGUUGUAUGUUCUUCUGCGCGAUCAGUUAACAUAUAUUUGUAUGUUUUUACUAAUGGGUUUUAGUAAUCUGCACUGUCAGUGCUUGGCUUAUGCUCAGGAGAAACGGAGUGUGUUAAUGGCUUUGUUUUUGCUUCCCUCACAUGACUGCUGCAUGCACAUUUAACUGCAUGGUGACAGUCACACUGAAGAUUAAAUAAACGAGAUAACCUGCUAUAGCCUGGGUGUGAACUCCAAAACAGCUAGAAAAACCAACCCAAAUCCCCCCCCCAACAUGUCUCAUUUAGCAAACGUUUCAUAUGAAUGACUAUUGAAUAUCCUGUGCUUUAAUUAAUCUUUCACAGACUUGGGUUGCCAAUAAGCUAUGUGUAUUUAUUUAUAAGGGGUUCUGAUUGAAUUAGAGAUUGAUUACCGAUCAUUGUGACGUGUGUGUGUUUUUUAUAGAGGAAUAUCAAAACUGCUCUGAAAGAUUCAUUUGUAAUUUGAAAGCCAUAAUAUUUUAUUUCUUUCUUGUUUUCCCUUCUUAAACUGUGCCAAGUUUAUUGCUCGUAUCCCAGUCCUACACCACACUGUCUCCCCUGUUUAAACACUCUACAUUGCUCUAAAUGUUUCUUCUUUCCUUAAUACUAAAUACAAUAAUCUCCAUACAGAAACCAGAUGAGGAUGCAUCUUGCAAGAUGCUUGGUAAGUCGUGUCAGACGAGCAACAGCGGGUCGUCCUAUAUCUCCUCCUGUAGUACAACACAAGGAAAUCCUCACCAUAACAAGGAUCCGCUCCCCAGAUACCAGGUAAUUAAUAUGCAGCUAGAGAGCUUCUGCUUGAAGCCAUGGCUAAAAACUGUUACCUGCAAUUCAUCUAAAACUGCAGUAUGUUGUUGGUCUGCCGUGCAAUCUGUCCGUGUUUUUGUUUUUUGUUUUUUUUUGAUAAUUUGUUGACAUGUAGAUGGCGGCGAGGGAAACGGCAAUCAAUAUCUGUGUCUUUUUCAUUACAAUGUUAAGCGAGCAAAAGACAGGUAUGUAAGGUAGAGGUUACUCUGGGAGGCCAUAAGCUUUCCUAAAGAGAUUGGUUUUAAGGCACUUCUUAAAGUAUUGAAGACUAGGGGAGAGUCUGAUGGAGGUAGGCAGGCUAUUCCAUAGGAAGAGAGCUGCCUAAGAGAAGUACUGCAAGCGUGAGUUGGCCGUAAGGGUGUGAGCAGCGGACCGGAGUAGGUCACUGGCAGAGCGGAGAGACCAAGAAGGGGCAUACCUAUGGAUCUGUGAAGAGAUAUAAGAGGGGCUAGAAUUGUUCAGUGCUUUAUAGGUAUGGGUUAGCUCUUUCAAAUGACUCCUAUAGGAUACAGGAAGCCAAUGUAAAGACUGACAGAGGGGAGAGGUGUGAUAGGAGCGACAAGAGAAAAAUCAGUCUGGCGGCAGCAUUCAUUGCCUGACUGUAGCGGGGCAAUAUGGCUUUUGGGAAGACCAAUUAGGAGAGGGUUACAAUAAUCCAUGCAGGAAAUUACUAGAGCUCCUUGGAAGCAUCUUGUGUAAGAAAGGGCCGGAUGCGGGCUAUGUUUUUAAGAUGGAAUCUACAGGAUUUGGCAACAUACUGGAUUUGAGGCUCAAAGGGGAGGCCAGAAUCCAGUAUGACGCCAAGAAAGUGCGCUUGCAAGGAUGGACCUUUGUGGAUGACGCUAAUUUGAAGGGAGAGCGAAAGAGGAGGAUCAGUAUUUGGAGGAGAAAAGACAAGGAGCCCAGUUUUUGAGAGAUUGAGUUUCAGAAAGUAGGAGGACAUCCAGUCAGAGAUGGAAGGCAAGUAUUGACACGUUGCAGGAUGGGCAGGGGAGAGGUCUGGGUAGGAGAGAUUAUCUGGGUGUCAUUUGUGUACAGGUGGUAGUGGAAUCCAAAUAAGGUAAUAAGUUUGCCAAGAGAGGCAGUAUAAAGAGAAAAUAGAAGGGGACCAAGGACAGAGCCUUGGGGGACUCCAACCGAGACUGGACGAGGGGAGGAGGUAUCAUUAGAAAAGGAGAUGCCGAAUGAGCAUUGGGAGAGGUAAGAGGGGAAAACCACGAGAGGACAGAGUCACAGAGACCGAGUGAUUGAAGAAGGAGAGCGUGAUCAACGGUGUCAAAGGCAGAAGAGAGGUCAAGAAGAAUUAGUAUGCGAGUAGUGGCCUUUGGAUUUAGCUGCAAUUAGGUCGUUCGUAACUAUGAUAAGAGCAGUCUCAUUAGAGUGGAGAGGGUGGAAGCCAGAUUGAAGGGGGUCAAGGAGAGAGUUGGAAUUGAGGAAGUGAGACACAUGGGUAAAGACAAGUCUUUCCAGAAGCCAGAAGCUCUGAGGAGAAAGGGAGCGGGGAUAUGGCACGAUAGAGGGGGAGGACAGGACAAGAGAUGUUGUUGUUUGUUUGUUUUUGUUUUUUUAUUGUUAUUUUUAGGAUAGGUACUACAGUGGCCUGUUUUAAGGUCAGUAGGGACAACGCCAGAAGAGACAGAGCAGUUGAAGAUGUGUGUUAAGGAAGGCUCAAGAAAAGGGGAGAGAGAUCUGAUGUGGUGAGAUGGGACCGGAUCGAGCGGGCAAGUGGUGAGGCGAGAGGAAAGGAGAAGUGCAGCCACCUCUUGUUCAGUAGCUGGGGAGAAAGUCUAACGGGUAGGAAAGGCAUGACCAACGUGUGGUUGAGAAAGAGAAUGGCAAGGUGGGGAGAAUUCUUUCCUUAGCUGUUCAAUCUUGUCGGUAAAGUAACAUACAUGUUCGUGUAUAUCAUGUCACUCACUUUAUAUUUACAUAAUGUACUUUUUUAUAAUUUUUUUUUUUUUUUUAAACUGUGUCUUUAUUAACCAGGUCUCAGAGUGUCACUUGUAAACUAUAACUGAAAGAAUAAUUUAGGAGACUGACUAUGAUCUGCUAUGGUCAGGGUUGCUGAUACAACUGUCCAAGCCUGCAUUGCUCCACAUGUACUACGGCUGGUGUUUUGUUUUGAUAGUGCAUAAUGACAUCUUUGGUUUCUUUCAAAGUAAUUUCUGUUGAAUUUCAGUACACCAAGCCUGCUUCCGAUGUGAACAUGCUGGGAGAGAUGAUGUUUGGCUCUGUGGCAAUGAGUUACAAAGGUUCAACACUGAAAAUCCACUUUAUCCGGUAAAUGUAAUAGUUAUUAUUUAUAUUUACUAUUUAGUUUUCAUUUUUAACUUGAUGUACUGGGGACACAUGUUAAUUGCUGCGAUAGACCCCUAGUAUGAUAUGUUGAGUUUUGAUUGAUAAGAUCACAAGAACAAUCCAGUAAAGCUGUGACCUGACCCACCAUUUGUGCACUAUUACUUCAGAAGUGUUAUUUAGUAACAUGGUAUCAAGACCUGGAAUUGCAAAUACUAGAGGUGAAAAAAAUAAACCUUGGAAAACGUUAAAUUUUUAGCUUUCUUGGCAUGAAAAGAAAUUCCUGGAUCAAUUAUUUUCUGAAUAACCCUGAUGAUUUAUUUACAAAAAUGUAGAAUUGCAUUUAUCUGCAAAUCUAUCCUUCAUAUCUCUAGAAAAUAGUUAAUUAUUGCAACAGUCCUACUUAAUUGUAACCUAAAUUUUUUUUUUUCCAGCUGUCCACCGCAGUUGAUGAUCAGUAAAGUGUUUUCUGCCAAGGUGGGAGGCUUCAGUGGAAGCACAAGCACGUAAGAAUUUGUGUUAGUGUGCGUCCAUGAUAAAUUAGACAUCUACAGGUGAUACUUGAAAAAUUAGAAUAUCGUGCAAAAGUUAAUUUAUUUCAGCAAUGCAACGUAAAAGGGGAAACUAAUAUAUGAGAUAAAUGCAUUACAUGCAAAGCAAGAUAGUUCAAGCUGUGAUUUGUCAUAAGUGCAAUGAUUAUGGCUUACAGCUCAUGAAAACCCAAAAUCCGCAAUCUCAGUAAAUUAGAAUAUUGGGAAAAGGUGCAAUAUUCUAGGCUCACAGUGUCCCACUCUAAUCAGCUAAGUAAGCCAUAACACCUGCAAAGGGUUUCUGAGCCUUUAAAUGGUCUCUCAGUCUGGUUCAGUAGGAAUCACAAUCAUGGGGAAGACUGCUGACCUGACAGUUGUGCAGAAAACCCUCAUUGACACCCUCCAUAAGGAGGGAAAGCCUCAAAAGGUAAUUGCGAAGGAAGUUGGAUGUUCCCAAAGUGCUGUAUCAAAGCACAUUAAUAGAAAGUUAUGUGGAAGGGAAAAGUGUGGAAGAAAAAGGUGCACAAGCAGCAGGGAUGACCGCAGCCUGGAGAGGAUUGUCAGGAAAAGGCCAUUCAAAUAUGUUGGGGACUUUCACAAGGAGUGGACUGAGGUUGGAGUCAGUGCAUCAAGAGCCACCACACACAGACAGAUCCUGGACAUGGGCUUCAGAUGUCGUAUUCCUCUUGUCAAGCCGUUCCUGAACAACAAACCACGUCAGAAGCGUCUUACCUGGGCUAAAGAAAAAACGACCUGGUCUGUUGCUCAGUGGUCCAAAGUCCUCUUUUCUGAUGAGAGCAACUUUUGCAUCUCAUUUGGAAACCAAAGACCCAGAGUCUGGAGGAAGAAUGGAGAGGCACACUCUGCAAGAUCCUUGAAGUCCAGUGUGAAGUUUCCACAGUCUGUGUUGAUUUGGGGAGCCAUGUCAUCUGCUGGAGUUGGUCCACUCUGCUUCAUUAAGACCAGGGUCAACGCAGCCAUCUACCAGGAGAUUUUGGAGCACUUUUUGCUUCCUUACGCAGAUGAGAUUUAUGGGGAUGCUGACUUCAUUUUCCAGCAGGACUUGGCACCUGCCCACACUGCCAAAGUCUAGUUCAAUGACCGUGGGAUUACUGUCAAUUACAGCAAACUCGCCUGACCUGAACCCCAUAGAGAAUCUAUGGGGCAUUGCCAAGUGAAAGAUGAGACAGGAGACUGAACAAUGCAGAAGAGCUGAAGGCUGCUAUUGAAGCAUCCUGGUCUUCCAUAACACCUCAGUAGUGCCACAGGCUGAUAGCUUCCAUGCCACACCACAUUGAGGCAGUAAUUGCUGCAAAAGGGGCCCAAACCAAGCACUGAGUUCAUAUGGAUACUUAUACUUUUCAGAGGUCCGAUAUUCUAUGUACACUCCUUGUUUUAUUGAUUGCAUGUAAUAUUCUAAUUUACUGAGAUUGUGGAUUUGGGGUUUUCAUGAGCUGUAAGCCAUAAUCAUCGCACUUAUGACAAAUCACAGCUUGAACUAUCUUGCUUUGCAUGUAAUGCGUCGAUCUCAUAUUAGUUUCCCCUUUUACGUUGCAUUGCUGAAAUAAAUUAACUUUUGCACGAUAUUCUAAUUUUUCGAGUAUCACCUGUACAUGGCUUUAAAUGGUUAAUGAACAUCAGGGCUUUAUGUAUGUAGAUCAGUGGUCUCUGACCUUUUCUGGACCAAACAACCCUUCAGUGAGCGAGACAUUUCCAAAUCAUUUACUCUUUUACUGCAAGUUAAAAAAGAAAAAAGUUAACUUUGCUUUUAUCCAGCACUGUCUUUACCUCGUUGUAGCAGCUGCUGUCCCAUCUCUUCUUAAGUAUGAAUUUGGGCUUUUUGAUGCUUUUCAAACAGGAGCUUUUGAACCCUAUGGGUAUGCAAAGCAACUGCAAUGCUCAGCCAUUUAGAUGCUCUCUGAGAAAUAUUGAAUCCAGUUCUUCUCUAUGAGAAACAUUCAACGCAAUGCUGAACGUGAAAGCUUACAAUAAAUGAAAGUAUGAUCUGACAGCCACUAGAAUAAUCUUGACAAAUGUAAACAUAGCCUUUUCCCUCAAACUGCAAUGUUUACAUUUGUCAGACUGCAGGAGCAGAAUCUUUGCACUAAAACCACUGAUGAUGUCCUAUUUUUGGUGUUUAGAGAGUCUUUUAUUUCCAGAUGGGCAUCACAACUUUAAUGUUGACACUCAAGAGAAAAAAACAAACACAUUUUGGCACUUCAAAUGAGCAAUUGCAAUCGUAAAUUGAAAUAAAGUGACUUGAGGCAUACUAGUUGAAAACCACUGUGGUGGAUUAAAAAGACAAUGUGUUCAUUUGAGGUUUUAGUUUUUCUUUGUGUCCCUACAACCCAUAAUAUUAAAAAUAUUUUUAUAGUAUGCCCACAAAUACCACAAUACUUGAUAAACAUACAAAAGUAUAAUAGAACAAUUUAUUAUUUUUAUAGAAUAAUCUUGUAUCCCCUAAACAAACUGAUUACAGCAGGGUUGAAAUCUUACACAUGGCCGCAGUGUUCGGAUGUGUAGCAUGCACAGAAUAUUUACAUCAGUUAUGUUCUGUGUUUUAGGUCUGUGCCACUUUAAGAGGGAUUUUUUUGUUUGUCUUGUUUAUUUUUAUUUUUUUCUGUUUUUAGUUUGCAGGAUAGCCUUGAAAAUAUUCAUCCAGAUGUCAGUGCCACAAAAUUUGAUGUAAGUCAGAAUGUGCAAGGAUUGGAUCAAAGUACUGCCCACUUGGGUAAGUUGUCUCUGAUUAUUAUCCAUGUCCUUUUUAAUCAUCUACACGCAGGUAGUAGACAAGAGGAUCCAGUCCUAUGUGGUGGUGUGUGCAGUUAGCCGACCUCUGGGACAACUAGUGUUCCAGGGUUGAGAGAUUACCCUAUUUGGUUUUAUCAAUAUCCAUAUAGAAACACAACUUGGUGGACUGGUUUGGACACAUCAAAUAUGACAUUAUCCACUUACACCUAUUGCAGUGAUCUAAGCAGCGACCACACCUGUCUAUCACUAUUGGGGACUCUUGACUGUACUUUAUGGUGGUGGGCAUCAACACUAUUUUAAAUUCUGUGGUCCAGCCGCUCCUUUUUUUUUUUUUUUCUAAACUGCCUUACCCUAAAAUGUUCUGUUUAUUUUGUCAUAAUCCUAAUACUUUUAGGUGUGAUUUUCGUGCCCUUUUAUAUGUUUGUCUUCACUUUGCUUUACUUUUUUUUUUCCUUCUUAUCUUAUGUUUUGUUUUUUUGUUUGUUUGUUUUUGUCUUGUGUGUUUUUUUUUUUGUUUGCUUUCUUUUCUGUUUUUAGGUUUGUUACAGACUUGUAGCAGCAAACUGCUGCCUGGCGUUUUUGAAGCUCGCCCCCUCCGGCUCAUCCGGAGUGCCUCUUUCUUUGCAGGUUUGUGUGGGAUGCAGAACUCACUAUACCACACAAGUCAUUCUUGCUUUCUUGAUUCACAAGCUGAAAUCAUACCUUCUUUUCAGAAUUUCAAAGGGUCUCAUAGUGUCGAAGUGUGAUUUAAUAACUUAAUCUAUGUUGCAAACCAGCUUCUCCUGGGUCUUUUGGUCCCAGUGCUAUGACAGACAUAUUUAUAUCAAGUAAAUAAAAUAUUUUAAAAGGAAGACAGUCUUGCAAGAUCCUCUAAAAUAUUUGCUCUGUUUUUGAUCUUUUGUGAUCACAAGUCUGUGUUUUCUUUAAUGAGUAUUCUUAGGGUACACUCUAAUACCAGAAGUGUUGUGGUUAUUUUCAAUUAUAAUAAAUGUAUCAGUCAAUACAUUGUUAAACACAGAUCUACACACAACAGUUAAGCCAUAACACUUGCUAUUCCCACAAAUUUGCCGUGAUCUUACUACUGCAAUCCAUUUAUUUAUUAGAUUACAAAUGAGGCCCUGUGUUUCUGAAAUGACUUACAGUUUUCAUUAAACAUUUUGGUGUUCAUAUUUCUUCUUGUGUGUAUCUGUUAGUUUAUGUCUGAGAAAGUAUGUUGGAUGUUUAAUCUUCUUUUAAAAUUAAACCUAAUUACACAGUAUUAUUUAUCCAUUGGAUAAUAAUUGGAAUUCAUUAGACCAAACUUGCUGAUUAGCACUGUCACUGUAAUGCUUUGUUUCAUAGGCUGGACAUUUCCUAUAGAUAAUAGGGAUGUCCCGAACGGUUCGUCACAAACAUAUGCGCUGUUCGGUCCGCCCCCUAUUCGUCAUCAUUGAGUAAACUUUGACCCUGUACCUCACAGUCAGCAGACACAUUCCAGCCAAUCAGCAGCAGACCCUCCCACCACCUGGACAGCAUCCAUUUUACAUUCAUUGUGAAGCUGCAUUCUUAGUGAGCUGUCCAGGAGGUGGGAGGGAGGGUCUGCUGCUGAUUGGCUGGAAUGUGUCUGCUGACUGUGAGGUACAGGGUCAAAGUUUACUCAAUGAUGAUGAAUAGGGGGCGGACCGAACAGCGCAUAUGUUUGCCGUCCACGGCGAACCGUUCGGGACAUCACUAAUAAUCACAUAUGAGUAUACAAAUUAGUAGUGUGUGUCUUUCACAUAGAAUGCUACUUAAACUGUGCUAUUGAACUAAAACUGAUUUUCUUCGAGUUGAUGUCUAAUUUACUGUAGUUUUAGUAUAUUGUUGUUAUUAUUGGACCUCUGGGCACUGAUCGGUAGCUAUCCAGCCUGUCUAUAGCAUGAACAGAAUGCUGGCUUAUGACUUGUAAAACCUUCAAACCUGUAAAAAAAAAACAAAACAAAAAAAAACAAGCAACCAAACUGGAGUGACAUUGGUCUUUAAUUCUGGUGGGCUUUCCACGUGUUGUUUUUAUUUUAAACAAAAUUUGACAAGGUUUUUAUUUUCCAAAUUUAAAGUUUUCUACAUGGUAAGGAACAGGUUUGUUCAACAAUUUAAUUUGAUAAGGGCUUAGCACCUGAAAAGAUUAGACUUAAAAAGCAUACCGUUUAAUGCAAACUUGGAAUAUUUUUAUUGAACCAAUAUUUAACCCCCUGGCCCCCAAGAGCUAUUUUUAUUGUGUAGUUAUAUUGAUAUGAGUGUGUGAGCAUGUGUGAGCAAUAUGUAUAUUUUACAUUUCCCAGAAAUCUAUAAUCUAAUUUUGUCUGACAGUUUUAUCCUUUUUAACAUCAUUUAUGAAUACCUUGAGUCAUCAGUAGUAUAAUCUAAUCCCAGGGUGCUACUAACAUUCCUAACAUGCACUAGUGGACAUUUUGAUUGUGUUGUUUGGUUUAUUAAUCUGGGUACAGAUAACCAUAUUAUUGAUGCCUCUCUAACUUUGGUGAUGACAAACAUUCUGUGAAUUUAAGCUGGGAGAGUAUUGUUUGUUGAUUUCUACCCUUUAACUCCAAUUUCUUAGAUAUGUGGUUUUUUUUUUUUUUGUUUCCUUUUGUUCUAGCUCACAGCACACCUGUGGAUAUGCCCAGCAGAGGUCAGAAUGAAGAUAAAGAUAGCGGGAUAGCUCGAUCAGGUAUCUGCAUUUAUUAUUCUGUAACCAUUUAACCAAAAUAAUCUGUCAUUAUUUUGAAAUAUGAGCCGGUUUGUAGAUUAAAAACCCGGAACACCAAUACAAUGUGGAAGUGUGGGGCAUUCUUUCCUGUAAAAAUGCAGCUUUUGGUAGGAAAGGUUCUUCAUGCAGUAAUUGGCAAUAAACUAUGUCUGCUAAUUUUUUUAUGUUUCUAUGGACAUGGCAAAACAUAAUUUUUUAUUUUUUUUUAAUAAAAUUCGAAAAGAUGACCCACUCUUCACUCAUAAUGCACUUGAGCAAGCUGAGCACACAAGUAAAUUUUUAUUUAUUGUAUAUAGUCUGCUUAGUUGUCGUACUAUGACACUUCCAUGAUGUAACCUAAACUGUCAUACUCUAUUUUACUUGAAAUAGGAAUACUUACUGUCUUUUUCUUUUUUUUUUUUCUCCUCUCUUAUUGUGCAUUUCAGCUUCACUUAGCAGCCUGCUAAUCACCCCACUUCCUUCUCCAAGUUCUUCCUUCUCCAGUAACUGUGCAAGUAGUUAUCAGCGUCGUUGGCUACGGAAUCAAACCACCAGCUUAGAGAAUGGUCUCUUUCCUCGGUGGUAAGUACUCCCUUCAUUCAUUAUUCUGUGUAGCUUUCGUGGAUUCACAUUCGUGUGUUAUCCUUUCACUGCUUAUCAUGUGUUUUGGACGCAUUGGUAACAGUAUCUUUAUUCUAAAUAAGGACUGUAAAUCCGAAGAGAGAGGAAAAUGUUUAAACCUGGUUAAUUUUUUAAAGGAGGGGGUUAGUGGCACGUAGUGAUGUCUCCUAUAAUUGUAAAAAAGGAGAACAAGAAAAGAUUAGGUCAUGAAUUCCAGACCUAAUCUUUAGGUAAAGGCAGCCCUUAUAGAUAGAAAUCCUUUAAAACCUAACUUUUAAUAAAUCUUUGCUAAAAAGUGCUGUGUAAACAUAUUCAGUAGAAGGGGAAAAAGGAUCAGCGCUAAAAGGUACUUGUUAAAGUAGUUAUGGUACCUGUGGCAUGGGGGUAAUCAUGAUAAGAUAGUCUAAGAUCCCAAUUUCCAACCAAGGAAAGUUAAAUAAUAAAAUCUGUCUCCAACUCCCAUCACCCAGUGCCAAAUAGCGUUAACUCCCUUCCCCUAAUGCUAGAAGUUUAACCAAAACAGACUACUAGCUAUAUAUGUAUUCUAGAUACGAUUUAAAAACAAUAGUGAGGUGGCUAAUCUAGGCGAGUGUAAAGCUGCAGCAUCGUCCCCAUUUGUCUCUGCCACCCACUGCUCUAAAUUCCCGUCGCGCGUUUCGCCGACUACCGGCUCUUCCAAGGGAACCGGGUAAGAGUGAAUAAAUCGUUUAACUAUCCCGCCCUCCAUUCUGAUUGGACAUCAAUUCCGCCAACCAGAAUGGUGGGCUGAAAGGUGAUGUCCAUAUGAAUACCUUAACACUUGCUGGUAAGGGAGAAAGUCAAAAUAUAAUAAUAAAUAGUUAGUAUAAUAGUAACCCAAAAAUGAAUUGGGUAAACUUUACACCAAGUCAGUAUCGAAUAUUAAAUCCCUUCUGGGUGGUAAAUGUCCGCAAGUACUGAGAAUGAUUGACACUCUCAGACUCGUAAAUUCAUCCAAUAUUCUAUGCUGUCUCGUUGUAGCAAGAAUUUGCUUCAAUAGCUGUUCGUUUAAUAUGUUGCCAGUCUGCAGUAACUAUGAUCAUACAUGUCAAGAGAUUAUUAGGUCCUUAUGUUGAGGUUUAUCCCGCUGGGGAUGAUUGAAAUUAAACAGUAGCAAUCAUAAAUAAAUGAUAGUUGAUAAUAAUGAAUAUAACCAAUAACAGUAGCUUUGAAAACUUCCUAGUGAGAAGAUAAUAGAAACAGUAAAGCUUCCCAUUUGUGAUUCAUAUAUAUAUAUCUGGAAGCCUUUCUUAUAGAAAGCUCAAAGUGCAGUCGAAAAGGGGACCCUAUAGAGUAUUAAUAAAGGGGUGAUUUAUGAUAUGACCAUAUUAUAAAUUGUAGAGUCUACUUCUCUUGAAACAGUUACCACCAAGCCAUAACGCUAUGGGACACAAUAGUCACCCAGAUUCUCCAUGAAGUGGUCUGGGUGCAGUGUUCCUGUCCUUUUAACCCUGCAAUGUAAAACAUCACUUUUUUUUUUUGUUUUGUUUUUUAAAUUUAAAUUUAAAAAAAUAUAUAUAUUUUUUUUUAUGGCAAUGAUUACAUUGCAUGGUUAGGUCCACCUAUACUGGCUGUUACUAGGACAUUGUAGAAGACUGAUAGUUGAGCUGGAAAAAAGAGAAGAAAAACUUUUUUUUAAAAUAUGUUUUUGUACUUGCUGCGGUGGAGGGCGGGGGAGCUCAAUAAGAGUAGGAACAGGGCACCUGCUGUGUUAGGAAUACAGAUUUGUAAUCCUAAUGCUAUAGUGUUCCUUUAACCACCAGUGUAACUCUACUAACAGACUUUCACAGGGUUACUCUAACACAGUUGUGGCUAAGCUUUGACAAUGUAGCUAUUUUGGUCAGUGGUCCUCAUGAUGCCCACCCACUUGGUACAGGUGCAAGGUAAUAGAACAUUGAAAUAAUACUUUUCUAGCCAUGCCAAGGGCUGUUCUACUGAGUACCUGAACUCCAUUUUUUUUAUUUCAGGGGUAGACCUUUAUAUUUAAUUAUAUUUCUCUAGCAAGGUUUAUUACUCCAUCCUAGAAAUCUUAAUGCUGAAAAUUUGAAUAGUUUUUUUUUGCAGUGCGCUUCAAAACUGCAAAAGACCUGUUACAGACAUUAAAAGAUUUCUAAAAAUAACCUACAGUACAAUACAAUAAUCAAAUAAUAUUCCCAGUCUAAACUUUUCUGAACCUGCCCAUCAUUAUUCCCACAGGAAGAAUGAAGAAACCUUUAGCAUGGCAGAUGAAAAUUACACAUCUAACCCAACAAUGAUCGGAAGAAAGAAGAUUGCCAUCAGCAUCCUCUUCUCAUUGUCAGAAAGUGAUGAAGCCCAGAAGAGUUUCCAGGAUUUCUUUUUUUCUCAUUUUCCUUUGUUUGAAUCACACAUGAAUAAACUGAAGGCCUCUAUAGAAAAGGUACCAAAGCUAAUCUAUGUAUUCUUCUUAUGUAUUUUAGUUCCAGUAUAUUAAUAAAAUGUACAGAAGAGCUCUAAAAAAGUUAAAUUAAUGCAGCCUAAUUAAACAUUUCUAGCACCCAAAUGAGUUGAGACUCCUCUUACUUAGUGAGAUACAACUUUUAUAUUUUUAUCUAACAAUUUCAAUUUUCUUUUCAGUCCACCACCAUUAUAAUAGUUAUUAUAUAUACUUUUCAGUAGACUUUUGUUCAAGAAAUGUAAAAUCUAAAAUCAUAUGCACUUUUAUAACGUUUCCUUCAUAUGGUUGACUUUUUUUUACAUUUUUUGAUUUAGCUGUUAAUGUUAACAUUGUGUGUUGUUUUUAUCUCAGGCUAUGAUAUCCUGCAGAAAAAUUACAGAUUCCGGUCAGAGAGUUCAGGUUUACCUUAGCCAAGUCAUGGAUGCUCUUGGACAAUUUAGGUAAGCUCUGCAGGAGCUGAGUGUUUUUCUGCUGUGUGUGUGUUUUGUUUUUUGUUUAUUUAUUUUUUUAAUUAAAAAAAAAAACUUAUUUUGAGCCACAUUAGUGAGCAGAGUGCAUUUAUUUAUUUACAAAGUUAUCAGUGGUUAUUUUUGUUUUGAAAAAAAAUUAUUUGGUCAAUCGAAUUUGUAUUAAUGUAAUACGCUGAAUAUACAUGAGAUAUCUUAAAAUAGAAAAGAUCCUAGGUUUACAUGACACUAGACAAAGCAAUUAUAACUCGUUGUAUCAUAUAAACAAGAUAUCAGGAAUACAGUCGCCUAGCAUAUUGAUAGGAUAUGCCGGCAUGUAGGCUCAGCAAUAUAACCUAUAAGAUUGUAUGGUGCUUGAAAGAACUAUUACAGUAAAAUAAAAAGCAUAUUAUGUCAGCAGUGAAAGAAAAAUAAAUCUGCAAGAUUAAAGACAAUGUAAAUAAAGGAGUGCUUUGAAAAUUAUAUAAUAUUAUAGAUUGAUAGAGAUAUGUGGGAAGCAAAUAGAUGGUUUUGGAUUUGUAAUCAUUCUUGUUUUCAUAAAUUAAGCUGCAGAGUGCUGAAUUACACUGCUUCUUAAAUGAAAACUCCCAACUUUAUACAGAAAGACAUUUUAUUAUGAAGUAAGGUCACCUGCCCCCCCUAUUCUGUAAAUAAAGGGUUUCUCAUAAAGAAGGAUGGUCUUGGGGCACAACACCAUCAGGAAGAGCUCCCUCUUUCCUUUCUGGUUGACAUCUGGGAUGGUGCAACCUUGUCAGUUUGCAAAAGUUCAGAUUUCUCUUGAAAUCAACAAUUUUUUUAUUUUUUUUAUAAAGGGACAAAGGGUCAAAUCUGUUAACUUUUAAAGCAUCUCCUCAAGCUGAAUUGCUUUAGAGGUUUGGAGUGUUACUUUAACUACUUCUGGGGAUGGCUCUUUGCAGCUGUGUACCUGACAAAUUAGGGAUUUUGUUUGUUUUUCAUUGCAUUAGCUAUGUAAUGCAUUUUAAAUCUGGCCGAUAUCAUGCUUACUGUGAGUCAGAACGUAAAAGGACACUCCACUGCAAAAAAAAAACUAAACAUUAAAUCACUAUUUAGUAGAUAUACCUUCAAUUUUACCUACAUACAUUUCAUUAUGCAUUGUUUCUUUGGGGCUGUAUCUAAAAACAGAUUGCAAAAGCUGCAGAUCUCUUGUCUGAAGCCUUUGAAAGCCUUCCCAUUCUAACAGUGCCCAGACUUUCUGUGGCUAUCAAAUUAGACUCCCAAUUCAGCUAAGUGAGAAGACGUUGCAUGGCAGGUGCUCUGGGCAAUUGCUGCCACUUGAGUUUAGCCCCACUAAGCUAAUAAAACAAAGAAGUAACCAGACAUUUUGUUACUUGGAAGCAAAGGGAAUGUAAUGUAUAAAAGUGUAAAUUUGCAUUGCAACUUUUUGCAAAAUGGGCACACUCCUCACACAUAAGGAUUUACGCAAGCUAAAGUACUUUAGGGCUCUGCUGUGCCCUUUUUUUCAAGCGCCAGAACAGCCCUCGAAACACUUUCUUUGGUUGAUACCUGCGUUUUAUUUUUUUUUUUUUUUUUUUUUAAAUAAAAGUAAAUCGGUUCAACUUAAUCACUUAUAUUGAAUUGAAAGUGUUGAAGGUGUUUCAGAGUGGUGGUUAUUCGGAUCCAUGGAAUUUCAUCUAAAAGAUUGAUUCAGAUAUUUAAUUAUAAUGUGUGUUUGCUUGUGUUUUUUUUGUUUGUUUUCUUCAACUAAUGAAGUUUACUUACUGGGUUCCUGUUCACUGUUAAAAAUGUAAAUGAAUCUAAUAGUUUUGUAAUCUUUCAGGGAGACUAUCUGGAAUUUGUAUUAUUUUCCUCGAAUUGCGGAACCCGUGUGGCUUACAAUGAUGUCCACUAGUUGUGAAAAAAGCCAGCUGUGUGAGCAUUUUCUCAAAGAGUUCACAUUCUUGAUUGAGCAGCUUAACAAGAAUCAGUAAGUCCAGUCAAUGUUAACCUGUGGAGGGGUAGUUGUAACUUUUUUCUAAUUUUAUUGAUUUUUAUGUGCAUGUGUAUCAACCAAUUUUACAACUAACAUGUUUGUGUUAUUUGAGUAGGAGAUUAUGGCAAUUCUAAAUUAAGUGGUGUACCCUUUUUUUACAUUUUUGUUUAGUGCACAAAGGUUUUUUUCACACUUGCCGAUACCAACACAAAUUGCAGUUCUGCUUGUGUCUGUGUGCCUAUAUAAAGGGGUGGCGGUGUGUGUGUAUAUGUGUGUGUCAUACACACUCACACAUUUCUAUUUGCUACAAGCUGUUUGUGAGGGAAAAUUUAGCCUGAGUGAGUAAAAAUUAUUUUCUAUUUUGUGUGCCAUGUACUCUCCUAGAUUGGAGUGGCAGGUGACUUUGAAAUUCUGGCUAGUGGUAUAGAUCUUGAAAUAAAACACCAGAUGUGUAAAAUAAAAUAAAUAAGUUGUAUACGCAUAUAACAUUGUCUUAAAAUGUCAAUUCCCAUGCUACUAGUCAUUAAAAGUUACUUGCCACUGCACCCUGUGAGUGUCCAUGGUACACUCACCAAGGGGUACAUUUCACACACACACUGUCUGAGACCAUUGCUCUAUGUUUUUCAGGUUCUUUGCGGCCCUGAUCACUGCAGUGUUAACUUACCACUUGGCAUGGGUACCUACAGUCAUGCCAAACAACCAUCCUCCUAUAAAGUCAUUCUCUGAAAAGCACACAUCGCAGUCAGUUGACCUGCUGGCAAAGUCCCACCCGUAUAACCCCCUGUGGGCACAGCUUGGUGAGUUAGAUGUUGUAUAGCUUAUUGGUGGAAACAUACAUGCUUUUGGCAUAUACUCACUGAAUAAGCACGUCAUAUAGUCAGGGUAAUUGCCAGGAUAGAUUAUAAAACAUGGUUCUACAUCUAAAUAUGCAAGCACUAGGAAGACAUUCCUUUUUUUUUAAUAAUAUUUUUUUUUUUAUUUAAACAUUUUACAAAUAACAAUACUUCCAUUAAUAGUUUUAUAUUUCGUUAGAGAUAAUAUAAUCAAUCUUCGAUUCAUAUAAAUUUCUUACAUGGAAGAUAAAGACAUAUACACAAACAUGGUAUAUUACAUUACUAAUGAUACAUACGCUAUACAAAUUUACAAUAUAAUACAAUACACAACGUUGCAACAUAAUUGGAAAUUUAGAAAGUUUUCCUUACUAGGGUGGAAGGAGCAUUCUUAAUAAAGCUCUAAAAUUACCAAUGUCCAAAGUAUUCACAAUUUGGCUAAUAUUAUUUCAACUUAAUAGAGACUCGUUUACUUAUCUCAUAUUUUCUCUAUUAAUUCCGAACAUUUCAACCAAACAGAUACUUUUUUGCUUAGUUUUUGUUUACUCAACAUCAACUCCAUUUGUAUCUGAAACUCGAGUUGAUUUUUUAACUCUUCUCCAGGGGACGUCUAUAUCUUUUUUCCACCAUCUCGCAACCACUAUUUUAGCAGCCAAGAAAAGGUGAGUAAGAAUUAAUUUUAGUUCAUACGACAUAGGUGGCCAAUUUAGAUGUAACAAAACUACCUCCGGGGAAAUUCUCAACUCGAGUUUCAGAUCUACGGGUAUAAACUUUUGAAUUUCCAACCACAAAUUUCUCAGUUUAUGGCAAUCCCACCAUAUAUGUCCAAAAUUGGAUGACAUUCUGAAAACAAAGUGUAUAAAAUAAUGAAGACUUAAAGACGCAUAUUUAAUGUUGACUCUCUCGAAACCCUUGUGUGAAAUUAUGAAUCAUCAUCCAUAAAAUUCUUCAGUAACUUGUGAAGUGCCACUGUCAGCCAUCCGUGCAAUAAGAUAUCACCCCAGCUGCUUGUGUAAAACUGCUCAGCAGUUCCGGCAAUAAAUAAAUAUAUACCCAAUUGCUUGCUGUUUUUCAAUGUCUUUAAAAUGCUAACUUGGUUCAUUACCUACUUUUAAUAUGCAAUCCGCAUCUUCUAGAAGAUUCCAAGAAGAAUUUAGAAGUCUAAAAUUGUGCAGUCUAUCUGUACACUGCUCUGCACGUCUUUGCUCUGCACUGGUUUCUGUUGGGCUGUCUUGUUAGAAUAGACACACAUUAUUUAUAAGUCUGAGUCUAUAUAGCCUUGGGCAACAGCAGAUAUGCAUAAUUCGACACAAAUAUAUUAACUAUGUAUUUGUACAAAUUAUCUUGACAAGGUAAAACCCUUUAUUGUGAUUGGUUUUGAACUCAUUCCAGGAAUAUCUCUUCUCAACAAUUCUAAUUCUGCACUACACCAUGACUACUACAGGUCCCAUCCAAAUUGCUACCUGUAAAGACUCACACAAGCCUGACAAUCACUGGAAAGGAAUAGAUUUUGGUAGACCAUAAGACUAAGCUGAAUUAAUCGUACCUAUGGAAUCUCUGUAUCGUAAACAAUGGAUUACUGUAUCCCUUGCUGUCUGAACAGAUGUGUUAUUUGUUCAUAGAUACAAUUUCAUUUUUUUUUUAAAUUAAUUACAAAGAAUUCAUACAAAAUGGACUCUCAUAAUGUGGCAUUGCUGUAGUGAAGGUGCAGUUUUCUAGUGGAAAAUAUGUCUGCUAAAAUAAGUAGGGUUAUCAAAUCCACAAUGUUUCAAAGACACACGUAAUUUUGUCAAAUUUGAUGAAAAUGCAUGAAAAGGGAUGCCCUGCAGUAUGUAUAAUACAUAUUCUGCAGGAUUAUUUAUUGCCUAAUUACUUAAUCUUAUACACCUUCUUCUGAAUUCUACAUACUACCCCUUUUCAUAUGCUGCCCAUCAAAUAUAUAUAUAUAUAUAUAUAUAUAUAUAUAUAUAUAUAUAUAUAUAUUUUUUUUUUCUUUUUUUUUUCGGUUACCAGAUGCACCAUGUUUUCUGGGACACAUAUUACGUAUGUAUGCAUAUAACAUGGUGCAUCUGGUAACCGAAAAAAUAAGCAAUCUAAACAUUGUGCAUAAAGUUUAUAGCACCAUUUGCAUGAAUAUAGAAUAUGUUUAAUGUAAAACUCUUUAGUGUUUUAGGGAAAUAAAUGUUCAUUCAGCAAUGCUCCUUAGUAUACAAAGAUACAUACAAGAAGAGAGCUUACAUGAGUUAGUGAUUUUGGCUUGUGCAAUGGCAAUGAAUUGAUUUUAAGCCAUAUUUAAACACAUCAUUGCAUUACCAUCCAUGUGUCAUUUGUCAUAAUCCACCUCUGUCUGGAAUACACAUUGGCAACCUUAGAGAGCUUUGUACUUUCAUUGUAUCUAUGCCCCGAGUUAAUUUAACUACAGGCUGAACAUGCCUAAGUCAGAGGUGACAUUACUGAGAUAAGCUGCUUAGACUUCGUGGGAUUUACAAACUCUUAAGGACAUGCUUAAGGUUACUCACGUUCAUGUGAUCAGCACGGGAUGUGAUGUUCUGUAAAUGGAAAGCUCCGCUAGACUGCAUAAUUGGUCUCAUUUAAUGGUUUAUUCUCGAAAUGGGAAUUGCGGAAAAUUGAAAAAGAAUAGUUGUCAAAAAUGGUGAAAGUUUGGCAUAUGUUUUGUAAUUCCUCUGUUAAUACUCCACAAUUAUCUGUUAAUAAUAAAAAAGCAGCAUGAUAUUUCUUUUUGACAAAUUUCUGUAAUUAUUAUAAUGAAUCGAAAGCCUCAGACCAUUCCAACUGCCAAAACAUUUGCUGGUUUGAUCCAUGGUAACUGGGCUUAUGAACAAAUUUAAAAAAAAUUUCAACAGCUGCUGCAGUGUAAAACUGAGCUUUAUGGGAGAGCUAUAGGCCUCCCGUUAAAUGUUACAUUUACUAAGUGAAGGAGAGAUGGCUAUAUGUGCAAUGCAAUGAUUCUAUACUAAUCUUAAAGCACUUUUCCAUUAUUUAGUCAAUGGUAUUAGCUUAAAGUGGCACAAUAGUUUGCCAAAAGAAUGGCAGGCAUGCAUAAGUAUAAGCCUAAGGCAGGCAUUAUUCAAUGCAAUUGAAUGAUAACAAGAGCUUGUAAACAAGAUUGCAUCAAUGCUAGGUAUCAUGUACUUGUAUAUAAAAACAAACUAUAAUGUAAUGCAAAUGAAAAGCAGACAGAUGACAAAGAAGGGAAAAAAUGAUUCAGAAAAGAAGAAUAUGUGAGUUGACAGGAAGCAAUAAUGUCUCAAGAUACUGAGGCAUAUUUCAACCGAGGAAUCAAAGUUGAUCAAAAUGACUUUCAUUUUAUUUUACCAGCCAUGGCCCUCUUGUGGUCAGUGUAUGUUAUGCACGUGCAUAAUCACUUAAACAUAUUAUUCAUCUCACAAUGUGAAAUGUUUUUUAUUUUUCUCUCUAUACCAUAGCCUUACUUGGUGCCUUUUUAAUGUUUUAAUGUAGUUUUUGUUUCAUGGCAUUAUUAGAAACAUAGACUGUGACGGCAGAUAAGAACCAUAUGGCCCAUCUAGUCUUAUUCUUACUUGAAGAGAGUGUUUUAAAACUGUAAAGAUAUAGAGUGUUUAUAUUAUAAAUUUUUUAGUGCUCUUGUGUUUUUGGGUUUGUUUGUUGUUUGUGUUUUCUGUUUUUGUUUAUUUAUUAUUUCUAUAUUUUCCCCCAGGUGACUUGUAUGGGGCAAUUGGUUCCCCGGUUAGAAUGACUAGAACGGUUGUUGUUGGCAAACGGAAAGAUUUAGUUCAGCGAAUUCUUUAUGUUCUGACUUACUUCAUCCGAUGCUCGGAACUCCAAGAAAGCAAUCUUGUGCAGAGUACCAGCCCAGACCAAGGGGAACAAAUGGAUAAUGGCAGUAAGAUCACAACCUCUCUAGAGAAAGGAGAAGUGGAAGAAUCCGAAUAUGUUGUUGUAACAGUAAAUAAUGAGCCUGCUCUGAUAACCCCUUCUGUGUACAGUAAAACUAGUGAAGCAUCAGAUAAAAAGGUAGCAGAGAUGGCCGUUCAUGAUUCUUCUUAUCCUACUGGAAAGGAAAGCAGUUCACAAAAUGUUAGCCUUUGCAAAGUGCAAACAUCAUUGGCCAAAGAAGCCAGGCUAGAAACGUUGGUUUCUGUGACCAGGGCACCAUCGUACAGAGUGGAAGAUGUAGCCACUCCUGAGUUUUCAUCUCCACGUGCCAAAAACUAUAACCAUGGUCUUAGGGAUGAGACGCAAUCCUGUAAAGAAGUGAAGUUGUCGGACUGGGCAAAAUCAGUACUACGUGCAGAGACACCAGACACUGGUUCAUCUCUAAAUAAGGUCAUUUUCAAAAUGGGGUGCUCACCUACUCUAGACUCUGGCUUUGAGGUUUGCAAGGAGAAGCUGGAAGAAAACCUAGAAGACCCUUGUAAACAGACUGAGAAAGUCCACAGUCCCACCAGGUCACAUUCUUCCAAAAUUCAAGCAGUUGCUGCCGCUGAUAAUUAUUUUACUGCAGAAAAAAGAUUCCGCAUCUGUUCACAAAUAGACUCAUCAGUAAGUGGUUCAAGCAUAUUUGAUGAAUAUUUUGUAGAAGGAAACAACAUUGAGACAAAUACAGUUGAGAUCCUUCCCUCUCGUCCGCUCUUGUCAGAGAAAUGUUUCAUUUCGAGCUCUUCAAAAUCAUCAGUGAAAGCACAGCUUAAGGACACAGAAAUCUGCAUAAAUGUCUUGCCAAAUGCUUAUAAUUCAGGAACUCAAAUGUACUCUUAUGGAAAUAUCCCCUGUGGGGAUGAAGUAAAGAGGACUGAGGUUAGGACAAGGGGAGACAUUCCAAGGAACAGGAGCUGUGAUAGUGCAAUUGGAAACAGUGAUGAGGAGUGCAGCGACCCUACUAAUUGUCAUUUCCACUGCAGUCAUUUUACAGAGGAGAAGAUCCCACUACCUAGGUAAUAUCUAUCAUUAUGCCACAGAUUGAUUUACUUGGAACAUUCUAUAUCUUGUUUGAAAGUCUACUACAUUCUAAAUCUGAUAUUUUAAAGUAUUUACUAUGUUUCCGUGACAAUAAAAUGUGCUUAUAAUGCAGAAAGUAAAUUGUCAGGCCUAUAUUUCAGGGAUUCAUGACUUUUACAUGCUAUAAAUUAUAUAUAAAUUAAUUUAAUGCAGAAUGUUACGCAACACACUUUAUUUCAAAAAUAUGUUUUAAAAUAAGGUUUACACAGAAAACCAUGGUAAAACGUAUUUCAUAAUUUCUGACCUUUUGUUGGUCGGAAACCUGUUGCCUUAAUUUCAUCCUUAUGGCAUUCCAUGGAGUGAACCAUUUUUUGUUAUUCAGAUGGUAUAAUGUUAAACCAAGAUUGCAUAAUUGCUUCUGUCAAUUGUCUUGUAUUCCUACGUAACAUCUCAAGUUUUUUUGUUAUUCCACUCCACAAAUUUUUUUUGAGUGCAGGUCCAGGACUGUUACCUUUCUAUUGUUGGAGUGUAAUUAUGAUUUUUCCUGAAACCACUUUUUUUUGCACGCAGUAACAUGACAAAGAGCUCAAUCCUGUUGAAAUAUAUAUAGGCUAAAUUAUGAAAAGGUCAUGUGUUAAAGGCUUCAGUUUUGGCUCAAGUAGAUAUCUGAUAUUAUUUUAUGUAGAGUACCAUGAUUCAUACAAAUUCUGCUCACACCUUUUGUUGUCAUAAAACCUCUGGUCAGAACACUGACUGGAAACUUUGUGGUAGCUGUAACACAUUCAGGCAGCAAGUCUUCUCCAAUUCUUUAAAUUGUCUUUCAAUUAUUGAUAUUCUGAUCAGAGGGAGUGUGUGUGUGUGUGUGUGUGUGUGUGUGUGUGUGUAUAUAUAUAUAUAUAUGUAUAUAUGUAUGUAUAUAUAUAUAUAUAUAUAUAUAUAUAUAUAUAUAUAUAUAUAUAUAUAUAUAUAUAUAUAUAUAUAUAAAUAUAAUAUAGAGAGAGAGAGAGAGGGUUAGGGAUAUGUAGGGUAAACAGACAUUCAGGGUAGGCCUCUAAAAAGAAGGCAAAAAAAUAAGUUUAAUACUUUAAUACGUGUCGACCUUACACAAUCAAUACUUUAAAUUUAAUCAGCAUUUAUAACCAUACCUGAAAGAGAAAAUUGGUUAGUGGGAGAUCCUGUAUAACACCAAGAUACUGGCUGAUCUAUGCUAUGCCAAGUGGCGAAACAAUUAAGCUAAAUUGGUGACUUGGGAACCUAACUAGUUGCCAAGUGGCGAUGAGAGGAUCUGCCUAUGAUUUGGCCCAUUGGGUACCUUUUGAGCGUUGUGGUGGGCUAUUGGUGAGGAUUAAAGAGAUUCAAAAUAGGUUGGGCGUGAGAGCUGAGGCCCUAACUGCUUUUGCCAAGAGGGCAGAAAUGCGAGGCAGUAACUAUGAUUUUGGCCCAAGGGGAGAAUACCUCCUUAGUUGAGGAUGGAAGUUGGCCUCGCAGGACUGCUAAAUAAUGGCACAAAAAGCCGAAAUGAUCUAUGGCCACUUAAGAAACCAUAACAGCCAGAUCAAGCUAAAGAUAAGUCUCUUGAUCGAGUGGUUGUUGUAAGAAGGGAGGUAGUAUCGUAAAGUGAGUCACUUACGUGGUGACAUGAAAAGCGUAAAUGCGACGCCAUAAAUGUGCCAGAAUUUAUAACUAUACCUGAAAGAAAAAUGUUGUUAUUGGGAGAUACUCUAUAACACCAAGAUACUGGCGGACCUAUGUUAUGCCAAGUGGCGAAACAAUUAAGCUAAUUUGGUGACUUGGGAACCUAACUAGUUGCAAAGUGGCGACAAGAGGCUCUACCUAUGAUUUUGCCCGUUGGGUAUGUUUGCCACCGAGCGUUGUGGCGGGGUGUUGGCCUCUCGGUGAGGAUUAAAGAGAUUCAAAAGAAGUUGUCUGUGACAGGUGAGGCCUUAAUUGCUAUUGCCAAGAGUGCAGAGAUAAGAGGCAGUAACUAUGAUUUGGCCCGACGGGAAUACCUCUGUAGUUGAGGAUGGAAUUUGGCCUUGUGGGACCGCUAAAUAAUGGCACAUGAAGCCGAAAACUAUCUAGGGCUAUUUAAGGAACCCUUACAGCCAGACCUAGCUAAAUAUAAAUUGUGUAGAGCAAGUGGUUGUUGUAGGAGGGGAGGUAAAAUUGUAUAGCUAGUCAUUUGCAUGGUGACAUGAAAAACAUAAAUGCGAAACAAUAAACUGUGGCAUGAUUAAUUAGACAGACAGAAUAAUUGAACAACAUGACCCCUGUUAAGUAUACGUCAAGGCGAGGGUACAAUCACAAAUGAUCGAGUUGAGGUAAACAGCCGCAAGUUUGGAGCAAGUAGGCAUUGUGACAGAAAGGCAUAUCAAAACAUAACAUUGCGAACAAAUGGAGCAACUGAAAAUUAACAGAUUACCUCGAACGCUGAAUACCUGAUGUACUGAAUGUAGGCCUGAGUUCACACUGCGCAUCCUUCCACUAGAAGGACCUGAAGUAUGUAUGAGAGAGAACACCCUUAGAAAUUGACAACCAUCACAUAAUCGAAUCCCAUAGAGUACUGGAUGAAGCAAUAUACCAGAACUAGCAAGUGAGGUGAGGUUAAAACUGAAACAGUUAAAAUAGUGACAGAACGAAGAGGCCCGGACAUGUUAAAAGCGUAGUGAUAGGUUCUUGGGAGUGUGUUGAAAGAGGGCUCUAUGGGAAAGCCUUGCAUAGGAGUAACGAGGCCGAGUGUAAUAAUGGAAUGUAGUAUGAAAACGUACAUUUAUUAAUUUUUUUGACCCUGUAUAUCGGGAAAUUGGCAUAUGUAAUUGCUCAAACGAGGGGUCGAAAUUUUUGUACUUGUUGCCCCUGGAGGGCCAUAUGUAAUCGAAUUGAGUGAGAUUCAUGUGUAGGGGUAUCGUAGCAGAAGGCAGAGUGCUCAAUGUCAAUACAAUAGAUUAUACAGUGUCUCGAUGUAGGUGACUGGAGACAUAUAAUGUUGCUAAUACUGUGCAAGAAUGAAAUGACAGUAUGUGAAGUAAGGAUAUAAUGUCUACACAAUACUAGUGGGUUUUUGCAGGCCGAGUUAGGGGUUGUAUAGUGUUGUUGGUUUAGGCCUAGCUAGACUAAGUGUUGUAAUGAAACGUUGCAAGAAAAAGUGGUGUGUGUGUGUGUGUGUGUGUAUAUAUUUUUAUAUAUAUAUAUAAAAUCCCCACGAAGCAGGAAGGUACUUAUGCAAAGCACAAAUGAGGGGCUCAAUUGGUCAUAUUGAGGCACCCACAGAGGGCCAUAUGAUAGGAAUGCAAUGAAGGCCGCAUGUGAUGGCAUUGAACCUGAAACAAAACCAGGAAAACAUUUACUCACAACCUUCGCUAUAUGUAAGCAGUUCAAUAUGGGAACAGAGGCCUCUAGAAUGCCACAGUGGCUUAACAGGCUAGCGGCCGUGAUGGCUAUACAUAAUACAUAGGAAAAGACAGGAGAUAUAAGACCUAAAUUAAAAAGACCUACACCUGGAAUGCUUAGGAGAUAAACACUUUUAUGCCUACACAGCUGGCUUGAAGAGAUGAAAGCAACAGCAAAUACAACCAGUAACUACUUUUGUGGUGUGCCAUAUUGUGUCAACAAGAAUAUUAACACACAAAUGCCAGUCAUUAUUCUGAUCUAAUAAUCGCCCUUAUACUUAUUUGUUUUUGUUUUGUUUGUUUGUUGGGUUUUUUUAGGUCUGAUGUCCUCUACAGUCCAAGUACAAAUACUUUUGGAAGGUCUCUUUUUGGUGGUUACUGUUCAACAUACAUGUCUGACCUGGUGCUUCAUGGAUUGAGUACUACUGACAAGCUGAGGCAAAACCUGACUGCUGACUUGGCCCACUCAACACAUGUACGUUACUCUGUGGUAUAGUCUGAUGUGGUUUCUUUGUAAAAAGUGAUCUUUUCUGAAUGAGAGUAGCCUUUCAUUAGUAGAAAGCUGACAUGAUCAAACCUAACUAAUUAACAAUGCCAAAUGGAAGGAGUUCCCCUGUUACUAUAUCUAUCUAAUCUUUUGAACGUUCUUGCAUUUUUGUACGCUAAGUUCCUACUAAAUGUUGUAGGGGCCAACUAAAUGUUUGCAAAUGUUCAUGGUGUAUUUUUACCGAGGCUGUACGCUUCGUUAUGUAGGAUAAGGACUAUCCAUUCUUUAUCACCAGUAAAGCACAGAUGCAUGAGGGCAGCACAGAUCUGAUAAUCUAUGUUUUGUGCAUAGUUUUGACCAAAGAUACUUCUUCUAUAUAAGGGUAUAAAAAGUAAAUUAUCCCUGUGGCUACAAUUCGCAAACAUGUCAAGCUUGUUGCACAUCAUAUGCCUUGCCUGUUUGUGUAUGGUUUUCCAAAGGAAACAUGCUUGCGGGAAAAAAGCCGUUCUCUAAUAUAUUUGAUUAAUAAUUAAAGUUUAUGUUCACAAAGCGGCUUUCAAAUUCAAAGAAGUCACAGAAAUGCAUCUAGUAUUUUGCUACAAAGUUAAAUAACUCCUCUAAGACAAUUUGACUUAAAGUGUUACAAAUAUUGAUAGCCCUCACUUGUCUUUUUCCUUGCAUACAUUCUAAUUUUUUUUUUUUUUUUUUAGAAUCUUGUGCCAUCCUGCUGAUUCUCCCUGUGAAGAGCUUUACAUAAAAUUGUUUCUUUUUCCUGGAUUAGGAUUACCAUUAAAAUAUCUAUAUACAUUGCUAUACACAAACCAGUCAAGCCAUGAGACUUGCUUUUCCCACAGAAAUCUCACUUUAGCAGUGCUCUCACUACUGCAAGGGAUUACUGUAGGCGUAUGCACUUGAGCUCAACAAAGAACCACAUUUUUGCCUCGUAAUUCCAUUUUAUACAUGGAUUCAACCUAGAAUGUGACGGCAGAUAAGAACCAUUCAGCCCAUCUAGUCUGCCAGUUUUCUAAAUACUUUCAUUAGUCCCUAGCCUUAUCUUAUAGUUAGGAUAGCCUUAUGCCUAUCCCACGCAUGCUUAAACUCCUUUACUGUGUUAACCUCUACCACUUCAGCUGGAAGGCUAUUCCAUGCAUCCACCACCCUCUCAGUAAAGUAAUACUUCCUGAUAUUAUUUUUAAACCUUUGUCCCUCUAAUUUAAGACUAUGUCCUCUUGUUGUGGUAGUUUUUCUUCUUUUAAAUAUAGUCUCCUCCUUUACUGUGUUGAUUCCCUUUAUAUAUUUAAAUGUUUCUAUCAUAUCCCCCCUGUCUCGUCUUUCCUCCAAGCUAUACAUGUUAAGAUCCUUUAACCUUUCCUGGUAAGUUUUAUCCCGCAAUCCAUGAACCAGUUUAGUAGCCCUUCUCUGAACCCUCUCUAAGGUAUCAAUAUCCUUCUGAAGAUACGGUCUCCAGUACUGUGUACAAUACUCCAAGUGAGGUCUCACCAGUGUUCUGUACAAUGGCAUGAGCACUUCCCUCUUUCUACUGCUAAUACCUCUCCCUAUACAACCAAGCAUUCUACUAGCAUUUCCUGCUGCUCUAUUACAUUGUGUGCCUACUUUUAAGUCAUCAGAAAUAAUUACCCCUGAAUCCCUUUCCUCAGAUGUUGAGGUUAGGACUCUAUCAAAUAUUCUGUACUUUGCCCUUGGGUUUUUACAUCCAAGAUGCAUUCUCUUGCAUUUAUCCACAUUUAAUGUCAGUUGCCACAACUCUGACCAUAUUUCUAGUUCACCUAAAUCAUUUGCCAUUUGGAUUAUCCCUCCUGGAACAUCAACUCUGUUACAUAUCUUGGUAUCAUCAGCAAAAAGACAUAGACAUACCUCAUCAAGACCUUAUGCAAUAUCACUUAUAAAAAUAUUAAAGAGAAUGGGUCCAAGUACAGAUCCCUGAGGUACCCCACUGGUAACAAUCCCAUGCUUCGAAUAUACUCCAUUGACUACAACCCUCUGUUACCUGUCACUCAGCCACUGCUUUACCCAUUCAACAUUAUUAGAAUCCUUAAAGAUUGCAGUUUAUUGAUAAGCCUUCUAUGUGCAACAGUGUCAAAAGCCUUACUGAAAUCUAGGUAAGCAAUGUCUACUGCACCACCCUGAUCAAUUAUUUUAGUUACCCAAUCAAAAAAAUCAAUAAGAUUAGUUUGGUAUGAUCUCCCUGAAGUAAACCCAUGUUGUCUCUGAUCUUUAGAUGUUCAACAAUCCUAUACUUUAACAUGGUUUCCAUUACUUUCCCCACUACUGAAGUAAGGCUUACUGGCCUAUAAUUGCCCGACUCCUCCCUACUACCUUUCUUGUGAAUGGGCACAACAUUCGCUAUCUUCCAAUCUUCUGGGACUACUCCUUUUAACAAUGAUUGGUUAAAUAAAUCUGUGAAUGGUUUUGCUAGUACACCACUAAGCUCUUUUAAUAGCUUUGGGUGUGUUCCAUCAGGUCCCAUUGACUUAUUUGUCUUUACUUUUAACAGUUGAAAUAGAACCUCUUCCUCUGUAAACUCACAUGUAACAAAUGACUCAUUUGUCCUUUUCCUAACUGAGGUCCCUUUCAUUCAUUUUCAUUCCUUGGAGUAUGUGUCUGCUGUAUGCAACAGCUUUGAAACACAACUCAGGAACAACUUUUUUGAUAUAUAUUUUAUUAUUAUUAUUCUUUUUUAUUUAUUAAAUUUUUUAAUGGUAAUCCUAAUCCAUGUAAGUACCUAUUUAUUUAUUUAUUUAAAAAAAAAUAUUCCCAAAGUAAAUGAGCUUAAGAAAUCGUGUGCACAUAACAAAACUUAUCCAUGACUUUAAUAGUAUUGCUGUUCUCCAAAACCUUUCCUAGUUUCAGAAUGUAUUUUUGUUAUCUGGCAACCAAAGUUAUUGUGAUGUCUUGGCAAAGAUUUAUGAAAGAGGCAAUAUUCUAUAUGCUCCCACGCACUUAUUCCUUUUUAAUACAUUACAAUUUGCUUGUCUUUUUCUGACACCUGACAAUGCUCACAGCUGCUAAGUCUGUUGUUUCAGUGACCCUUGUCUAUACAGGAUUUCCCAAGUAAACAAUCUCAUUAUUAAUAAUUAAAAUGCUUAUUUUUCUUUUCAUAUACAUUAUUGCUUUUUAACGUGGGCUGCAAUUUUACUACCCACUGUCCUGUUUUGUCUAAUGACGUUUAAAGGAAAAAAAUAUUGCUGCUCUGUUAUAUAUUUUUUUUUUUUUUUUUCUUACAUAAUGUGGUCUAAUGCAUCUUUAUGGUGCAUUGUUUUCACAAUUCUCAAAAAAAUGUUGCCUGUUAUUUAGUGUGACAAUGUUUGUUUAACCACUUUGUCCUCUUUACAUUUAACUUACACAAGUGCUGUUAUUGUCUCUAAUUAGGAUUCAAUUUAACAUAAUUCCAGAAUGUAACAUUAGAGCACUGGAAAUUCAUUAUUCUAAGCAACGGAGUAGUAACUUUUAUAUUAAAUAAAAUACAAAAAAGUGGAAAAACAACAUUACGUAUAAAAAUAAAUAUAACCAACUGGAAAGGGUAGGAUAUUGAAAGAUCAUAGAUGUCCUUGGGAUCGAUAAUAUAACAUAGCGUAAUACUGUAUAGAAAAUAAAGAAAGUGAAAUAUACGAAGAAAACUCAGACAUAUGGUAAAUUCAGGUUUGUCACCCUCCUAGGGGUACACACAGAUGUAUUUGCAAGAUGUUGCUCAUAUAUGGGUAAUCUUCCAAUAAUGCAUAAGGAGAAAAGAAAAAGCAGCAAUGGUGAAGUACAGUAAAAUCACAAAAGGAAUUUAUUAGAAUGCAAUUACAGACCAACGUAGACAAUGGGCAUAUCUCCACAUGGAGUGGAACUUAGAUGAAAGUGUGGUACUGGAAACCAGGCAUAGAUGGAAAUAAACUAAAACCACAUAUAUAAACAAAUAAAAGAAUAAGCGUAUACAAGUCCUCAAUAUAUCAAACGCGCUUUGUCCUACAGCUUGGACCUCCUCAGGGAUAUAAGUUCUUCUCACCAGGAAUGCUUCUUAAAUAUGCUGGGAUUGAUAGGUGAUGGAAUCCACCUAAAUUUGGCGUGUGUUCCACCCUGGAACACAUUGACGCUUAUCCUGUGUGUCUCCCAGUGGCGUGAGCUGAUGAUGUAUUCAUAUGAAUGAAAUCCAAAGUUUGUGCACAUGCGUGGACUGUUCGAAUGAAGUCCAUCGUUAGUGCGCAUGCGAACGACCGAUUCCAUGUGUGCACACAUGUAUACGAAAACCAUGCGCACACUCGAAAACCACGCUUCCAUCUUUGUUCCACUCCAUGUGAAGGUAUGCCCAUUGUCUACGUUGGUCUGUAAGUGCAUUCUAAUAAAUUCCUUUUGUGAUUUUACUGUACUUCACCAUUGUGGCCUUUUCCUAUCUCCUUGUGCAUUAUUGGAAGACUACCCAUAUAUGAGCGACAUCUUGCAAUUACAUCUGUGUGUAUCCCUGGGAGGGUGAUAAGCCUGAAUUUACCAUAUGUUUGUGACUUUUUUCAUAUAUAUUUCACAUUCUAUAUUUUCUAUACAGUAUUACACUAGGUUGUGUUAUAAUUUUUUUAUAGAUCCCAGGAACUUCUAGGAUCUUUCAGUAUCCUACCUUUUCCGUGUGGUUAUAUUUAUUUUUAUACGUAUUGUUGUUUUCCCACUUUUUUUGUAUUUUAUUUGGUAUUUGGUGUGUGUGAGGGACCAUUUGGAUCACACUUAUUUAUUUAUUCUUAUUAGUGUGUAUAUAAUUUUGCUGUAACAUUCUUUGUUGCUGCAGCUUUUAUAUUAGGCAAAUGUAACUUAGUGACACUGAACACUUAUCACAGGUUAAAUGGACAUUAUAGCCACCAGAACAACUACAGCUUAUUGUAUUUGUUUCUAUCAGUAUAAUCAUUCCCUUCAGGCUUUUUGAAGUAAACACUGUCUUUUAAGAGAUGUAUUGAUUCAAUGUAUCUCUAUGAGGAGAUGCUGAUUGGUCAGGGCUGUGUUUGGCUUGUGCUGGCUCUGCCUCCUUGACAAUCUCCGCCAAUCUAUCUUCCUAUCGGAAAGCAUUGUGAUUGGCUGAGAUCAUAACUUCUAAUGAUGUCAGCCAAGCAGGCAGAGCCAGCAGAAGGCUGGAAUAAAGGUAAGAUUUUACUAUAUUUAGGUGGGGCCAUGGGGACUAGAUGAUGUUUUUAACACAAUAGGGUCAGGAAUACAUUUUUUUGUUCCUGACCCUAUAGUGUUCCUUUAAAGAUUAAACUAAUUUUAGCAUUAACAUGAGUAGCAUUUCAGCAGAUGCUGUCCUAUAAGUCUUACUGUAUGGUGUAUACAGUUGUGUUAGUUACUAUUGUCUCUUGUUUUCCAUUGACCAUUUUCCUUACCGUCUUUCUCAAUUCUAGCACCCUGUGUUGGACGAGCCUUUAGCGGAAGCAGUUUGCAUUGUAGCCGAUACUGAAAGAUGGAGCGUUCAGGUAGCUAGCAGCCAGAAGGUAACUUUGGACAACACAAAGAUCGGCACAGAUGUCUUGGUGUCUAGUCAAGUCUACAGUUUGCUGCAGUCUAUUUUGCAGCUUUACAAGCUCAGGACUCCACCUGCUUUUGUAAGUUCCUAGUAAUUUUUUAUUUAUUUUUUUUUAUUUAUUUUUUAUUUUUUUAAAGAAUCUUGAUUGUAUCAUCCAGAGGACAAGGUUCCAAACUUAAGACGGAUUGUUAAAUUCUUAGAAAAAUGCAGGAAGGAACAUCUAACAUUCAUUUAUGUAUUUAUAAAAUAUUUUACCAGGUUGGAUACAUUGAGAUUUCUCUUGUUUUCAAGUAUGUCCUGGGUGCAUAAUAACCUCCAACUUUGAAGUCUGUUUCACCUGAGUGUUAUUAUAUACAGCAUUACUAUUGAAACAUGGAAAAGUAUAGUGAGCUCUCUUUAAAAAUGACUGUUGAUACUUACCUGAUCCCUGGGAUUUGUCCAUGUUUAGCUACUUUGUUAGAGGUGCAGGAUUAACAUAAAACUGAACCUCUUGCCCCUUAGUAAUGAGUUAUAUAAAUGAUAACUUCUAAUACUCAUGGGUACCAAUCGUGUCUGAUUCUCUUCUGUUCCAACAGUGUGUGAUGCAUCUAGAGGAUAAGCUGCAAGAGUUAUAUUUUAAGAGUAAAAUGUUGUCUGAAUACUUGAGAGGGCAUAAAAGAGUCCAUGUAAAGGAGCUUGGUGUUGUUUUAGGGUAAGUAUUUUUCAUAAAAUUUUAACCUCUUGUAAUUUUAAGUGGUUCACAGUAACUAAUCUGGAUAGACUGGAUUGUUAUAGCAAUGGUGCUCCUACAUCUUACCAGUGUUGGUUCUAUAUGUGACAACGAUUGUAAGGGAUGACUGGCUCCACGGAGGAGCAAAAUAAAUAGUUACAGGGGCAUAUUAAUCGCAAUAACCAUUGCAGCUCAUGUAUGGCCGACUGUGUUGGUGCGGGUUAGCCCAAUAUACUCUGUAAGAGUUAGACAUGUCAAUGUGGCAGUUAUCUUCAGCAUUAGCCGAGCUGCAGAAAAGGGGCUUAUUUUUAGGCUCCAGAGGACCAUUUUUUUGUCAAACUGCUUCAGAACCGAUUAUCUCAAACUAUGAAGGAUGUUGGCGUCUGAAGGCUUUUUGCAAAAACUCUGGAGAAACUAUACAUUUUUUUUGUGUGUGUAUGUGUGUGUGUGUGUGUGUGUGUAUAUAUACACGUUCAAUACUUUGUUUAUCAUUAUUUUUUCAAUAGCUAUAAUGUUUGGGUGGUUUUGUGUUCCUUCAUCACUUUUGUUUGGAGAAGUGAUGGAGGAACAAUAAAAUUAUUUUAAUUAAAUUUUUUUAGAGGCCUUUUUUCCUAUGUUUAAUUCACUCCACUUUAUAAAUCAUGUACUUAUGGAAUGCCAACAAGUUAUAUUAUUAAGUUUGCUUGUGGUUUAAAAUUCAAAUGUUGCAAUUUCUGUCACAAAGGCCCAAGAAGAAACCUUGUAUGGUGACUGCAGUUCUACUAAAUUUGUCUUGAGGUUUUCUAAUACAAAGAUAGAAGUGUGAGCCUUUACUGAUGCCUUAUUUUGUGUUUUGGAUAUUAAUCUAGAUGUAAUACACCUGUGUUCUUUUCUUUGUUUCAGGAUUGAAUCAAACGAUUUACCUCUUUUGGCUGCGGUGGCAAGUACCCAUUCCCCUCACGUUGCCCAAAUACUUUUAUAAGCUACAUUUUGCAAAUCACAUUUCUUUAUACUGAAGAGAACAGAGACGUUCAGCAAGAAAGGAGAGGCACACUCUAGAAGCUGGACUGAGAAGAGCGGGAGCUGAUGCUCCAAUUUAUUCCCCUGUCUCCUCUCUUGGAGACUGUGUUUUAAUGUUUACAUGGAGUAUAAGGCAUUAUGGAGUUCCCUGUAGCAGAAGUGUUGCUUCACUGGGAAAUAUUUACAGAAUUUGGGGAGAAAACAUAACACUACAGCAGUGGUAUUUAAUUUUGCAUUGUAAUGUGGCUGGCCAACAGCCUGUCCGUGGAUAUUUAUUAGGUUUGUGAUCUCUAAAUGGUUAUUGGAUGGAAGCAUGUUGUCAUUGUUUCUGUAGCAUUGUUGGUUCUGAAAGUAAGAACUUCAAAUGAUCGUAUUGCAUUACAAAUUCUCUCCACUGUGGGGAGAGGAGGAGUUUAUAACUAAACUUUCACACUGGCACUCAAGUUGCACUUACCCUCAAAUAUGAUGCACCAUCCCAUUCCCUACCCCUGUCAGUUCUCAUCCAUUCCCUUUUUAAUAAAUAAUCCGUAAACACCAAGUGGGUAAAGAAUCCCAUCACAUUCUUGCACUUGGGAAGCACCGAACAUUAAAUCUUUCUCCUAGUUUUGUGUUUACCAAGUUCAAACAUCAGCUACCAAUGUAUAUUAUUUUGUUGGACCUCUGUAGGUUCGUUUUGGCCACAUUGCCUAGAACUUAGUGAACUGCCACAGUCUAGAAAUAAUCUUGCAAAAGCCAUUAACAGAAACUGCAGAUGUGCAUAUACAACCAGUUUUUAAUAAAUAAUUGCUUUGGAUUUUUGUAAGUCAAAAUGUGGUCCUAUCAGUAGUGACUUCCGUGUGUUUUGAAGUUAGGUAAACAGACCCCAGUAAUUAUUAUUUAUCUAUGAAAUGUAAUUUCCGUUGAUAUCACUACAAGAUCUAAUUUCCUUUAUGCCAUGAAGCUCGAAGACUAGAGUUUGCUUCUAGAGCCUUUGUAUGUCACUCAUACUGCCCAUGUACUAAACAACCAUUAAUCACUCCAAGUGAUAGACUUUCACAUUUAAAUAUUAAACAAGACAAAAUUCACUAAGAUUUAUUUCAAAUUGAUGUCAAGUCACUUUAUUGACAUAGCAGGUAUGUAUCUCUUCAGCUGGUAAGCUAGCUACAUCUUCCAUGAUUUUGAUGAAGAGAUGAAGACUUACAGUUUGGCUUCUCCUUCAAUCUACGGUCUAAAAAACACAAUGAAAUUGUAGCAUGUAAUGUGUGUUUUGUUUUUUUUUAUUAGUUUUUUUUUUUACCCAUUUUAGUUUCUUUAUGUUCUGCAUGGAAAUGUGCAAUAGACUAGUUAUUAUUUGCAAAAUAUAGCUUUUACCUGUGUGCAGUUAAGUAGUUGCUGACACAAUAAUUGAUCAGUAAAAUUACCUGGAAACAAUUAUUUUUGCAUUAAAUAAUAAAAAUAUAUGGGUCACACUGAAGAACACAUGCAUUCUCAACAAUUCAUUGAUAAAGCUGAUUUUAGAUCCGUUUUAUGAAAAAAAUUUCAAUGUUUUUUGGCUUGGCACGGUAUUUUGUUUUUUUGUUUUUUUUUAAACACACUGGAAAGUUUCGUAAUUUUUCCUGUGAAAAUUAUUCAGGUAUAACAUGCCUUAAAAGGGGUGGAAAUUGAAAUACAUUACAACAAAACAUAUUAUCCAAUCACCGUAACAGUGGUGAUUGUCACAAAGACUGGGUAAGAUUCUACAUGCUGCUAACUAUGUACCACUUAAUUUGGUCAAUACUACCAAUAUCCAAUUCACAUACCUACACCUGUGCCUUUUUUAAUUGGGUAUAAGUCUUUUUAUAUCCCAAUGGUAUGAUGUUUGUGAUCAUGUAAUGACAAUCCUAGAAGUCUAAUUUCUUAAAGCAACUCACCAGAGAAACAAAGCGUACAGUUUAUAUGGACUUGUUUUAUUGACAUGGGGUCAGUUUUAGGUUUGCAAAAGCUCAUCCAUAACUGCCAAAUAAGACACAUUUGUGUAUAGCGUGCAACAUAUGGUUUAUGCUGCAUGGGAACAUUUAUUUACAGAGCUGGUGUACUGUACUCUUGUAAGACAAUGGGAGUAGCUGGAAGAUGACCACACUUUACAACUUUAAUUAACUAGUGGCAUUUGUACUUAGUAGGGGUUAUUUAUAAAUAACUAUGGGGGAGGUGGAGAGUUCUUAAAAAUGAAACAAUUCCAAGGGAAAGAGCAUGGAUUCUCACUGUGAUUGUUGCCCUUUUAAGAACUUUAUCCAGUAAUUUGUUUUGUGUAAGUAACCCCUGCUACGUCUUCGCUUUUCAUGAACAGUGCUCACGUGUUUGUAAUCAUGCACACAUGUGAGAAUGCUUACUGCUUUUGAUCUGUGAGCGCAGAGAUGGGUAUUGGAGGAGGUGUACAAAUAUAUUUUCAUUGUGCUGUUGUAACCUUUUGUUAUGUUUUGUCAUGGAGGGACCUAUUCUGGUUUUUAGUAAAUGUGGUUACGUUCUAAAAUUCAUGCUUCACAUACAGUGUGCUAAAUAGAUGUAAAGGGAAUUUGGGUAUGAAUUUCACAGCUGGAAAUUCUUGCUUUCUAAUUGCACAUCUUACUAGUUUUAAAUGUAUACAACAGUUAUUUAUUUUGUUUAUAAAGCUUUGAGUACCACUUUAUACAACCACAAUUAAUACUAAAUGAAACAAAUUUUUAAAAAAUUGCAUGUACUUGCAAAAACACCAAUAGGAUCCAAAUUGACCUUCGCCACUGUCUUUUCUGCACAAUACUACCUCAAAGUUUGUGGCUUAGAGUACUGUCUAACAUGUUUUUAUUUAAUAAAAAAAUAUCUUUCAGCAUGUUAGCCCAGAAAAAUGUUGGCUUGCUACUAUUUCUUAUAUGGGAGAUUAAUUUAGGGGGAGGGGAGAGGAGGUUCGUAGGGUAUGACACUAAAUUGUAUACAGAGACUGAACACUAAUUUUUGGUGUCCGUAUAUCCCAGUGAUGUAAUCUGUAGUGUAUGUUGUGCUUGUGGAAUUAUUGACAUGCAUUUUUUGUUUUUUGGGGGUUUUUUUUCUCUCUUUUAUCAGUAUUUUAGCAGGGUUAGUGUUAAUUAUAGAUUGCCAAUGUUUUAAUUUAUUUCAGAAAUGUGUACUCCUUGAAAGCCACUUUGUGGCACUGAGUUAACCUUGAGACCAAACCUUCUGGGGAAAAAAGGUCCGUCUGACAACAUUCAAGCUUGGCUUGAUUCUUAUUUUUAUAUUUCAUAGUUAAUAAAUGGUUUUUCUUUCUUUUGCAGCAGUUUGCUUAGUUUAUACUGUAUGGUGAAAGAGGGCCAAAUCUGUAGGUCUGUUAAUUACAGCUGAUUAGUUAAAUUUAGUCUUCUUCACAAGAAUAGUGAACCUAAAUACACUAGAAAUUUAAAAGUGCUGCUCAUGUUUGACUGCACAUUAUUCUUCCUCUCUACACUCACACAAUAUGCACUGUUUACUUCUCAAACAGCUUUUGACUUUUGGAAAUAUUUUAAAUGUGCUGUAUAAUUUUCAAUAUAGUUAAUGUGGAAUUCGGUGCAAUAAACUUAUUUUUUUUUUCUAAUAAAAAGCAACAUGCAACCAUAUCUUGGUCUUAAAAUUGUGUUUCUUUACUUAAAAUCUUGUGUGAACAUGCACCACUUUU
Pelobates cultripes (western spadefoot toad) is the source of this 65363-nucleotide messenger RNA. Lineage: Eukaryota; Metazoa; Chordata; Amphibia; Anura; Pelobatidae. The record is from the annotation of a GenBank genome assembly.